Messenger RNA from Coregonus sp. 'balchen', 52639 nucleotides. Lineage: Eukaryota; Metazoa; Chordata; Actinopteri; Salmoniformes; Salmonidae. The record is from the annotation of a GenBank genome assembly.
AUGCCGUCCAUCCCAGAGGAGCCCGAGGUGCCGGACAACGAGGUUGAGCGCUUCACCAUGCCUGACUUUGUCAAGCCCCUGUACGACCUUGACGUGAUCGAGGGCAAGGAGGCCGUGCUCAAGUGUAAGGUGGCUGGCCUGCCGUACCCCACCAUUGUGUGGUUCCACAACGGCAAGAGAAUUGACAGCACGGAGGACAGGAAAAUGACACAGUGUGAGUUGAGAUUAGUAUUUUAUAAAUCCAGCUCUAUAAGAUAAACAUCAACUUCAACAAAUCAAAUAAAAACGAAUUGUAUUGGUCGCGUACACAGUUUAUCAGAAGUUAUAGCGGGUGCAGCGAAAUUCAGUUAAUGUCAAACAAUUACACAAAUAAUAAUAACUAAAUAACUGUUUUAUCAAGAAACGAAUGAACAACCCAAAUAGCACCAUUGUAACAGUAAUCUAAAUGCAAUCUAUACGUACAGUGCAUUCGGAAAGUAUUCAGACCCCUUCCCCUUUUCCACAUUUUGUUACAUUAUUCUUUUUCUAAAAUUUCUAAAAUAGAAAAAUGUCCUCAUCAAUCUACAGUACACAAAAUACCACAUAAUGACAAAGUGAAAACAGGUUUUUAGAAAUGUUAGCAAAAACAGAAAUACCUUAUUUACAUAAGUAUUCAGUACCUUUGCUGUGAGACUUGAAAUUGAGCUCAGGUGCAUCCUGUUUCAAUUUAUCAUCCUUGAGAUGUUUCUACAACUUGAUUGGAGUCCACUUGUGGUAAAUUCAUUUAAUUGGACAUGAUUUGGAAAUGCACACACCAGUCUAUAUAACGUCCCACUGCUGGCAGUGCCUGUCAGAGCAAAAACCAAGAUAUGAGGUCGAAGGAAUUGUCCGUAGAGCUCUGAGACAGGAUUGUGUUGAGGCACAGAUCUGGGGAAGGGUACCAAAACAUUUCUUCAGCAUUGAAGGUCCCCAAGAACACAGUGGCCUCCAUUAUUCUUAAAUGGAAGACGUUUGGAACCAACAAGACUCUUCCUAGAGCUGGCCAACCGGCCAAACUGAGCAAUCGGGGGAGAAGGGCCUUGGUCAGGGAGGUGACCAAGAACCCGAUGGUCACUCUGACAGAGCUCUAGAGUUCCUUUGUGGAGAUGGGAGAACAUUCCAGAAGGACAACCAUCUCUGCAGCACUCUACCAAUCAGGCCUAUAUGGUAGAGUGGCCAGACGGGAAGCCAGUCCUCAGUAAAAGGCACAUGAGCUUGGAGUUUGCCAAAAGGUACCUAAGGACUCUCAGACCAUGAGAAACAAGAUUCUCUUGUAGAGUCUUUUUUAUUUGCAAACAUUUCUAAAAACCUGUUUUUUGCUUUGUCAUUAUGGGGUAUUGUGGGUAGAUUGAUGAGGGAAAAAACAACAACAAUUUACUCAAUUUUAGAAUAAAGCUGUAACGUAACAAAAUGUGUAAAAAGUGAAGUGGUCUCAAUACUUUCCGAAUGCACUGUACUUACACCAGAUUUAUUUACACAAUAUAUACUAAGAAUGGUAUGUACAACAGUAGAUAUAUUAGAGUGAGCUAUUUCAAGAGUCCAGUAUGUAAAUAUGCAAUUUGUAAAAUGUGUGCCUCCGAUGAUGCGUUGGGAUGACCGCACCACCUUCUGCAGAGCCCUGCGGUUGUGGGUAUACCAGGCAGUGAUACAGCCCGACAUAAUGCUCUUGAUGGUGCAUCUGUAGAAGUUCAUGAGGAUCUUAGGGGCCAAGCCAAAUUUCUUCAGCCUCCUGAGAUUGAAGAGGCGCUGUUGCACCUUCUCCACCACGCUGUCGGCGUGAAGGGACCAUUUCAUGUCCUCAGUGAUGUGCACGAUGAGGAGCUUGAAGAUUUUGACCCUCUCCACUGCAGCCCUGUCGAUGUGGAUGGGGGCGUGCUCUCUCUGCUGUCUCCUUUAGUCCAGGAUCAGCUCCUUCGUUUUGUUGACAUUGAGGGAGAGGUGAUUUUCCUGGCACCACUCCGCCAGGGCUCUCACCUCCUCCCUGUAAGCUGUCAGGCCUAUCACUGUCGGGCCGUCAGCCAACUUGAAGAUUGAGUUGGAGACGUGCAUGGCCACGUAGUCAUGGGUGAACAGGAAGUACAGGAGGGGGCUGAGCAUGCACCCCUAUGGGGCCUCCGUGUUGAGGAUCAGUGUGGCGCAUGUGUUGUUUCCAACCUUCACCACCUAGGACCCAGUUGCACAGGGAGGGGUUCAGACCCAUGGCCCUUAGUGAUGAGCUUGGAGGGCACUAUGGUGUUGAAGGCUGAGCUGUAGGCAAUGAACAGCAUUCAUACAUAGGUAUUCCUCUUGUCCAGGUGGUACAGGGCAAUGUGCAGUGCAAUGGUGAUUGCGUCAUCCGUGGAUCUGUUGGGGCGAUAUGCAAAUUGUAGUGGGUCUAGGGUGUUGGGUAAGGUGGAAGUGAUAUGAUCCUUCAGUAGCCUCUCAAAGCACUUCAUGAUGACAGAGUGCAGUUACCUUCACAUUCUUGGGUACAGAAACAAUGGUGGACAUCUUAAAGCAAGUGGGGAGAACAAACUGGGAUAGGGAGAGAUUGAAUAUGUCCGUAAACACUGCAGCCAGCUGGUUUGCACAUGAGGACAUGGCUUGGGAUGCCUUCUGGGCUGGCAGCUUUGCGAGGGUUAACACACUUGACACAUUCAAUGCAAAAAAACUGAUAUCUCUAGGUUAUAUUGUCGGAUUUUGAUGGGGAUUUUUUUAUGAUGUUACCGGUGUGUCAAUCGACUUUAGGGGGUUAAUCAGUUUAAGUGCAACAUUGUUUUUUGUUGCACAGCUUGGAUUCAAAAAAUGCACUUUCAGCAGGAUAUAACGAUUAUCUUAAUGCUAUCAAGGCUUUGAGAAACUCACCCCUGUGCUGUUCCUCUCUUCCAGUCAGAGACAUCCACAGCUUGGUCAUCCACUCUGUCUGCCACGCCCACGGAGGGGUAUACAAGAGCGUAAUCUCCAACAAGGUGGGCAAGGCCACCUGCUACGCCCAUCUCUACGUGACUGGUGAGGAAUCCCAGAUGAUUUUUUGCUAAUACUUACUUCCAACCUACAUGUAUAAUGCACUAUUAUACAGUUAUAAUGCAUUGUAAGACAUUGUCCAUUGUCAUGUGCAUGUAUGGGCCUCAUAUUGCCUAAGAGCCAUUUUAAGUCAGUUGACAUUUUAUCAACAUUGUCAAGAGAGUAUAGUCUGUUGCUGAAUCCCAAAUCAACCCCAUAUAGCCCCUACCCCCAUAGUACUCCUGUAGAUCUGAAAUAAUCUGAUAGGUUUAAGCAACAAAGCAAUUACAUAGGUUUGCCUUGCUUUGCCUCGACUGGGUAGAAUUUUCACCAUAUUGCGCGUACCUAUCCAAUUGUUUCAGUUCUAGAGGAGUGCCAAGGGGCUAGGGGUCAAUUUGGGAUCUUGAUGCAUGCACAAGAAGGGGAUUUCACCAUUCCCCAUUAACUUGAAUUACAGUGUUGAUGGAAUUAGGCACCUUGUGCUUUUAACAAACGUGCAAACCUAUGAUAAAAUGCUUAUCCUCCUAUUCAACUUAGCUAUUUACUGUAGGGGAGGUGAUAAAGGGAUACUGUAUAAUAUGAAGGUGAUUGAACACUUAAAAGUGAACACUUAUGGUGUUAAACACUUGUAGUGUUAAAUCAUAAAUCUAUUGCUGUUUGGUUAUUUUCAGACGUUCUUCCAGACCCUCCAGAUGGGCCCCCAGUAAUAGAGACUGUUACUGGCAAGACUAUCACCCUGAGCUGGAAGAAACCCCGGAGGCUGGAUCCCUCUAUUGGUCAUUUUCUUUUCACUAGCAUUACUAUCAUUCAAUAUAAUGUGGACUGUGGAGCCAUGGUUUCCUGUAUUUCAAGAGCUAGAGCUGCUAGACAAUUGUAAAAAAAUAUAUAAAUAAAAAUAAAAUAAAAAUGUAAAACUGAAGAAUGAUAUAUCUUUACUGCAUUUAGUUUUGCCAAGUCAUAGUCUAAAAUCGAAAGCACAGCACCAGGGUGAAUAAUUUAUUGUUUAAGAAUAUUGAAUAAGAUGCGGCUGCGGGUAGACGGUAUCGGUGAUGGGGUUCAUACAAAUCUGCAGUGUGGGAAUAUAACAGUUCAAGCACAUCUAAAUUGCAUUUUGUUUUGUUAUACAUCCGUUUUUCUAGUACAGGAAAACAUCUAGUACACGUUCAAUUUAAUUUUGUUUGAAUGCCAUUCCAUCGGCCAUCUACACAGCUGGUCAAAGUCAUGCUCUGUCUACAUGCAUUCACACAUUGAAAAUGUAUAUGUUUGUCAUUGCAGAUCCCAACACGUUGAUGUAUGCCAUCCAACAACAAGCGCUCGGCUCGAACCAGUGGACCGUCAUAGCGUCCAGUUUGAAAGAGCCUUGCUACACAGUGACCACUUGCUCCAAAGGAGUCCGCUACACCUUCAGGGUCUUGUCAAUCACAACCAAGGCCUUUAGCAAACCCUCUCCGUCCACAGACCCAGUGCAACUUGUCGAAAGAGGUAUGAGCCAUCAAGUGAGGGCAACAUGAAUUGAUGACAUGAUGCUUAUAUUGGUUGGUGGCAGGGGCUGAUAACUAAAAAAGCAUGGAUUUCACUCUCUCCUUGUCUAAAGACUGCUGACAAGGAAAGGAAACAAAUAUGUAAUUUUUUUAUUUAGAUGAACUAUCCCUUUACAUGAUUUUAUAUCUCCCAAGGUCCAUAUCUUCAGGAGGCUCCAGUCAUAAUUGAUAAGCCAGACAUGGUCUAUGUGCAGGAGAACCAGUCAGUCAGCAUCACUAUAACUCUGAACCACAUCAACGCUGCAGUAAUCUGGAAGAGGCAAGUCACGCACUGGAUCACUACACCUGAUACUCUAUUAAUAAUGUAGAGUUGCGGUCAAAUACACUGAGUGUAUAAAACAUUAGGAACACCUGCUCUUUCCAUGACAGACUGACCACAUGAAUCCAGUGAAAGCUAUGAUCCCUUAUUGAUGUCACCUGUUAAAUCAAUUUCAAUCAGUGUAGAUGAUGGGGAGGAGACAGGGUAGAGAAAUAUGUUUAAGCUUUGAGACAAUUAAGACAUGGUAUGUGUACCAUUCAGAGGACAAAUGGGCAAGACAAAAGAUUGAAGUACCUUUGAACAGGGUAUGGUAGUAGGUGCCAGGCGCACCGGUUUGAGUGUGUCAAGAACUGUAACGCUGCUGGGUUUUUCACACUGAACAGUUUCCUGGGUGUAUCAAUAAUGGUCCACCACCCAAAGGGCAUCCAGCCACUUCAAAGUAAAAAAAUGACCUGGACUAAAAUAUUUGACAAAAGUCACCUAAAGGACUCUCAGACCAUGAUAAACAAGAUUCUCUGGUCUGAUGAAACCAAGAUUGAACUAUUUGGCCUGAAUGCCAAGCGUCAUGUCUGGAGGAAACCUGGCACCAUCCCUACGGUGAAGCAUGGUGGUGGCAGCAUCAUGCUGUGGGGAUGUUUUUCAGCGGCAGGGACUGGGAGACUAGUCAAGAUUUUGGGAAAGUUGAGCGGAGCAAAGUACAGAGAGAUCCUUGAUGAAAACCUGCUCCAGAGCGCUCAGGACAUCAGACUGGGGCGAAGGUUCACCUUCACACAGCCAAGACAGUGCAGGAGUGGCUUCGGGACAAGUCUCUGAAUGUCCUUGAGUGGCCAAGCCAGAGCCCGGACUUGAACCCAAUCGAACAUCUCUGGAGAGACCUGAAAACAGCUGUGCAGUGACGCUCCCCAUCCAACCUGACAGAGCUUGAGAGGAUCUGCAGAGAAGAAUGGGAGAAACUCCCCAAAUACAGGUGUGCCAAGCUUGUAGUGUCAUACCCAAGAAGACUCGAGGCUGUAAUCACUGCCAAAGGUGCUUCAACAAAGUACUUAGUAAAGGGUCUGAAUACUUAUGUAAAUGUUAUAUUUCAGUUUUUUAUUUGUAAAACAUUUGCCCCCCAAAAAACUGUUUUUGCUUUGUCAUUAUGGAGUAUUGUGUGUAGAUUGAUGAGGUAGGAAAAAAAACAAUUUAAUUCAUUUUAGAAUAAGGGUGUAACGUAACCAAAUGUGGAAAAAGUGAAAGGGUCUGAAUACUUUUCGAAUGCACUGUAUGUGACCCAUGUGGGAAUCAAACCCACAAACACACUGAGCCAUCAAUCAACUCUUAGUAAUUGUUUUUACCUGUAUUUGAAAAGCACCUGGCCUUCUUGUUUGCGCCACCACAAUUGAGUCCCCAAAAAUGCAAGUGUGCAAAAAUGUCAUUUUAAUACCAAGUACUUUAGGAUAAAACAAGGAAAUGUGUGAAACAGUCACACAACAAAAGUUCUUACCCACAAAAAGUAGCAUCACCCCGACAAUGGGAUAUCUAAGUUGCCUUCUUGUUCUCUACUUUCAGGAGGGGAGUGGUCCUUGCCACCAAACCUGGGCUGUAUGAGAUGAGUAUGCCCGAUGACGACCAGCACUCUCUGAAGAUCCUGAGGGUGACGAGUGGCGACUUGGGCCAACUGAUGUGUGUGGCAUCCAACAAGUUUGGCAGCGACUCCUGCAUCUUUAGUGUGGAAAUGGCAGGUGAGUGUAAUAAUGAUGGAUUGUGAUAAUGGAUAGAAUUUUUGGAUAUAUCUCUAUUUACAGGAGCUCAAAGCGCUUUGCAUUGUUUUAAAGGGGACACUCUUCUAAUCCACAACAGUUAUGGCCAUUAAAAAGUUAGCUACUUUUUCUAAAUGCCUUGCUGCAGCAAGGUACGUCGUCUGGACAUUUUGUCCGCGUCAUGUUUUGUUUCCUUACAAUGAUAUUUUGAGUUUCGAGAUACUGAGUAUUGUGACAACACUAUCAAACACAUUCUCGUGUUCCCUAUCUGUAGCACCGCCAACCUUUGAGUCAAUCAUGGAGGAUGUGGAUGUGCACAUGGGAGAUACGCCUCGCUUGGCUGUUGUCGUGGAGGGCAAGCCCAUUCCCGACAUCCUUUGGUUUAAGGUGCAUAAAUUGAGACACAUACAUAUGAGUGUUUAUAUCAUUGGAACUGUUUAUUAAUUUCACACUCAUGCCUUGUAGUUACUCAAUAGCUAACAAGACUGAUAACCAGUAUGUAGGUACUCAGCUAGUAGCUGCUGAGAAGGUACAUAAAUAAUGACUGAAUUGUAGUGACAGGAAACUGUCCACAUUAUGUUUCAAAUUAGGUUCUAAUAUGCUAAGUGUGUAAUUACAGGUAACAUUGACAUUCUAUGUAAUCAUAUUAGGCUGUUUAUUUUCAUGUAAAAAAGAUUACAUUCAGAGUGACUUAUUGUUACUUGGUUUCAGGAUGAUAUAUUGUUGUGUGAGAGUAGUCACAUCACCUUUGUGUAUGACGACAACGAAUGCUCCCUCGUGGUGCUCAACACAAGUCUGGAAGACUCAGGGGUGUAUACCUGCACAGCCAAGAACCUGGCUGGCUCUGUGUCCUGUAAGGCUGAGCUCACCGUACACACAGGUAAGCCUCUACAUACCAUUCAAUCAAAUAUGCAUUCCAGUAUUGACACAGAGGCAUAGUUGUGUAAGCAAAGAUAAUGAAUUAAAAGGACCUUUCACUCCAAAAUGAAAGUUUGUCCAAUGUUUUCAGACCUCAAAAGUAGACGAUUGAUGAGAUAUGUCCACAUCCUAGGCCAUCAGUUGUGUCGAUCCAGCUAUAUGACUUAAUCCCCAAAUGAAAGGGUGCUUAUAAUUUCCAUUCAUUUGGGGUGGAGACAGCCAGAUCUACACAACCGAUGUCGUAGGUUUUGGAUUAAUUUUGACGUUAGACUACAUUUGAGGUCUGAAAACAUUGGAUAAACUUUCAUUUUGGAGUGAAAUGUCCCUUCAUCAUUGCUUAGGUAGAUCACAAAGGACAAUUAUUAGUCAGAUUGUUGAGAUGCAGCUAUGUAGAGGCCAAUGUAAAUUAGCGGUUGGGAAUGUGAUUAUCUCAGGGGCAGAAUACUCUGACAUAUGGGCCUGUAAUUAGGGUACAUUGUACUUGUGUGCACUCACUUUUGUGCUACCCUGCAGUUAGAGAAGACAAGGAGGAUCCAAUGGAGGACGAGGAGACAAUUCUCAGGAAGAUGCGUCGGCUGACUGACUACUAUGACAUCCACAAGGAAAUCGGGAGGUGAGGCACCAGUUUGUAAAUAAAGCUAGAAAGAAGAAAUAUAUAUAUAUAUAUAUAUAUAUAUAUAUAGAAUAUAUAUAUAUACAGUACCAGUCAAAAGUUUGGACACACCUACACAUUCAAGGGUUUUUCUUUAUUUUUACUAUUUUCUACAUUGUAGAAUAAUAGUGAAGACAUCAAAACUAUGGACAUAUCUCAUCACUCGUCUAUAACACAUGAAAUAACACAAUCAUGUAGUAACCAAUAAAGUUUUACACAAAUCAAAAUAUCUUAUAGAUUUUAGAUUCUUCAAAGUAGCCACCCUUUGCCUUGAUGACAGCUUUACACACUCUUGGCAUUCUCUCAACCAGCUUCAUGAGGAAUGCUUUUCCAACAGUCUUGAAGGAGUUCCCACAUAUGCUGAGCACUUGUUGGCUGCUUUUCCUUCACUCUGCAGUCCAACUCAUCCCAAACCAUCUCAAUUGGGUUGAGGUCGGGUGAUUGUGGAGGCCAGGUAAUCUGAUGCAUCACUCCAUCACUCUCCUUCUUGGUCAAAUAGCAUUGUCCUGUUUAAAAACAAAUGAUAGUCCCACUAAGCGCAAACCAGAUGGGAUGGUGUAUCGCUGCAGAAUGCUGUGGUAGCCAUGCUGGUUAAGUGUGCCUUGAAUUCUAAAUAAAUCACAGACAGUGUCACCAGCAAGGCACCAUCACACCUCCUCCUCCAUGCUUCACGGUGGGAACCACACAUGCGGAGAACAUCCGUUCACCUACUCUGCGUCUCACAAAGACACGGUGGUUGGAAUAAAAAAUCUCAAAUUUGGACUCAUCAGACCAAAGGACAGAUUUCCACCGGUCUAAUGUCCAUUGCUCGUGUUUCUUGGCCCAAGCAAGUCGCUUCUUAUUAUUGGUGUCCUUUAGUAGUAGUUUCUUUGCAGCAAUUCGACCAUGAAGGACUGAUUCACGCAGUCUCCUCUGAACAGUGAAUGUUUAGAUGUGUCUGUUACUUGAACUCUGUGAAGUAUUUAUUUGGGCUGCAAUCUGAGGUGCAGUUAACUCUAAUGAACUUAUCCUCUGCAACAGAGGUAACUCUGGGUCUUCCUUUCCUGUGGCGGUCGUCAUGAGAGCCAGUUUCAUCAUAGCGCUUGAUGGUUUUUGCGACUGCACUUGUAGAAACUUUCAAAGUUCUUGAAUUUUCCGUAUUGACUGACCUUCAUGUCGUAAGGUAAUGAUGGACUGUCGUUUCUCUAUACUUAUUUGAGCUGUUCUAGCCAUAGCAUGGACUUGGUCUUUUACUAAAUAGGGCUAUCUUCUGUAUACCACCCCUACCUUUUCACAACACAACUGAUUGGCUCAAACACAUUAAGAAGGAAAUAAAUUCCACAAAUUAACGUUUAACAAGGCACACCUGUUUAUUAAAAUGCAUUCCAGAUGACUACCUCAUGAAGCUGGUUGAGAGAAUGCCAAGAGUGUGCAAAGAUGUCAUCAAGGCAAAGGGUGGCUACUUUGAAGAAUCUCAAAUAUAGUAGUCCCCUGUAGCUCAGUUGGUAGAGCAUGGCACUUGCAACGCCAGGGUUGUGGGUUCGUUUCCAACGGGGGACCAGUAAUGAAAAUGUAUGCACUCACUAACUGUAAGUCGCUCUGGAUAAGUGCGUCUGCUAAAUGACUAAAAUGUAAAUAAUAAAAUAUAUUUUGAUUUGUUUAACACUGUUUUGGUUACUACAUGAUUCCAUAUCUGUUAUUUCAUAGUUUUGAUAUCUUCACUAUUAUUCUAAAUAAAUAGUAAAAAUAAAGAAAAACCCUUGAUUGUGUAAGUGUGUCCAAACUUUUGACUGGUCCUGUAUAUAUAUAUAUAUAUAUACAGUGGGGAAAAAAGUAUUUAGUCAGCCACCAAUUGUGCAAGUUCUCCCACUUAAAAAGAUGAGAGAGGCCUGUAAUUUUCAUCAUAGGUACACGUCAACUAUGACAGACAAAUUGAGAUUUUUUUUCCAGAAAAUCACAUUGUAGGAUUUUUUAUUAAUUUAUUUGCAAAUUAUGGUGGAAAAUAAGUAUUUGGUCACCUACAAACAAGCAAGAUUUCUGGCUCUCACAGACCUGUAACUUCUUCUUUAAGAGGCUCCUCUGUCCUCCACUCGUUACCUGUAUUAAUGGCACCUGUUUGAACUUGUUAUCAGUAUAAAAGACACCUGUCCACAACCUCAAACAGUCACACUCCAAACUCCACUAUGGCCAAGACCAAAGAGCUGUCAAAGGACACCAGAAACAAAAUUGUAGACCUGCACCAGGCUGGGAAGACUGAAUUUGCAAUAGGUAAGCAGCUUGGUUUGAAGAAAUCAACUGUGGGAGCAAUUAUUAGGAAAUGGAAGACAUACAAGACCACUGAUAAUCUCCAUCGAUCUGGGGCUCCACGCAAGAUCUCACACCGUGGGGUCAAAAUGAUCACAAGAACGGUGAGCAAAAAUCCCAGAACCACACGGGGGGACCUAGUGAAUGACCUGCAGAGAGCUGGGACCAAAGUAACAAAGCCUACCAUUAGUAACACACUACGCCGCCAGGGACUCAAAUCCUGCAGUGCCAGACGUGUCCCCCUGCUUAAGCCAGUACAUGUCCAGGCCCAUCUGAAGUUUGCUAGAGUGCAUUUGGAUGAUCCAGAAGAGGAUUGGGAGAAUGUCAUAUGGUCAGAUGAAACCAAAAUAUAACUUUUUGGUAAAAACUCAACUCGUCGGGUUUGGAGGACAAAGAAUGCUGAGUUGCAUCCAAAGAACACCAUACCUACUGUGAAGCAUGGGGGUGGAAACAUCAUGCUUUGGGGCUGUUUUUCUGCAAAGGGACCAGGACGACUGAUCCGUGUAAAGGAAAGAAUGAAUGGGGCCAUGUAUCGUGAGAUUUUGAGUGAAAACCUCCUUCCAUCAGCAAGGGCAUUGAAGAUGAAACGUGGCUGGGUCUUUCAGCAUGACAAUGAUCCCAACCACACCGCCCGGUUAACGAAGGAGUGGCUUCGUAAGAAGCAUUUCAAGGUCCUGGAGUGGCCUAGCCAGUCUCCAGAUCUCAACCCCAUAGAAAAUCUUUGGAGGGAGUUGAAAGUCCGUGUUGCCCAGCGACAGCCCCAAAACAUCACUGCUCUAGAGGAGAUCUGCAUGGAGGAAUGGGCCAAAAUACCAGCAACAGUGUGUGAAAACCUUGUGAAGACUUACAGAAAACGUUUGACCUGUGUCAUUGUCAACAAAGGGUAUAUUACAAAGUAUUGAGAAACUUUUGUUUCUUGACCAAAUACUUAUUUUCCACCAUAAUUUGCAAAUAAAUUCAUAAAAAAUCCUACAAUGUGAUUUUCUGGAAAAAAAAAUCUCAUUUUGUCUGUCAUAGUUGACGUGUACCUAUGAUGAAUAUUACAGGCCUCUCUCAUCUUUUUAAGUGGGAGAACUUGCACAAUUGGUGGCUGACUAAAUACUUUUUUUCCCCACUGUAUAUAUAUAUAUACAUACAUAUAUAUAUAUAUAUAUAUAUAUAUAUAUAUAUAUAUAUAUAUAUAUAUAUAUAUAUACACACACUGAGUGUACAAAACAUUAGGAACACAUGCUCUUUCCAUGACAUAGACUGAACAGAUGAAUCCAGGUGAAGGCUAUUGUCACUUGUUAAAUGCACUUCUAUCAGUGUAGAUGAAGGGAAGGAGACAUGUUAAAGAAGGAUGUUUAAACCUUGAGACAAUUGAAACAUGGAUUUUGUAUGUGUGCCAUUCAGAGGGUGAAUGGGCAAGACAAAAAAUUGAAGUGCCUUUGAACGGGAUAUGGUAGUAGGUGCCAGGCGCACUGGUUUGAGUGUGUCAAGAACUGCAAAGCUGCUGGGUUUUUCACACUCAACAGUUUCCUGUGCGUAUCAAGAAUGGUCCACCACCCAAAGGACAUCCAGCCAUCUUGACACAAAUGUGGGAAGCAUUGGAGUCAACAUGGCCCAGCAUCCCUGUGGAACGCUUUCGACACCUUAUAGAGUCCAUUUAUCGACUAAUUAAGGCUGUUCUGAGGGCAACAAGUGGUGCAAUUCAAUAUUAGGAAGGUGUUCCUAAUGUUUUGUACACUCAAUGUGUAUAUACAGCUCUUGAAAAAAUUAAGAGACCACUGCAAAAUUAUCAGUUUCUCUGGUUUUACUAUUUAUAGGUAUGUGUAUGGGUAAAAUAACAUUUUUGUUUUAUUCUAUAAACUACUGACAACAUUUCUCCCACAUUCCAAAUAAAAAUAUAGUCAUUUAAAGCAUUUAUUUGCAGAAAAUGACAACUGGUCAAAAUAACAAAAAAGAUGCAGUGUUGUCAGACCUCGAAUAAUGCAAAGAAAAUAAGUUCAUGUUCAUUUUUAAACAACACAAUACUAAUGUUUUAACUUCAGAAAUCAAUAUUUGGUGGAAUAACCCUGAUUUUCAAUCACAGCUUUCAUGCGUCUUAGCAUGCUCUCCACCAGUCUUUCACAUUGAUGUUGGGUGACUUUAUGCCACUCCUGGCGCAAAAAUUCAAGCAGCUCGGCUUUGUUUGAUGGCUUGUGACCAUCCAUCUUCCUCUUGAUCACAUUCCAGAAGUUUUCAAUGGGGUUCAGGACUGGAGAUUGGGCUGGCAAUGACAGGGUCUUGAUUUGGUGGUCCUCCAUCCACACCUUGAUUGACCUGGCUGUGUGCCAUGGUGCAUUGUCCUGCUGGAAAAAUCAAUCCUCAGAGUUGGGGAACAAUGUCAGAGCAAAAGGAAGCAAGUUUUCUUCCAGGACAACCUUGUACGUGGCUUGAUUAAUGCAUCCUUCACAAAGCCCGAUUCCAGCCUUGCUGAAGCACCCCCAGAUCAUCACCGAUCCUCCACCAAAUUUCACAGUGGGUGCGAGACACUGUGGCUUGUAGGCCUCUCCAGGUCUCCGUCUAACCAUUAGACAACGAGGUGUUGGGAAAAGCUGAAAAUUGGACUCAUCAGAGAAGAUGACCUUACUCCAGUCCUCUACGGCCCAAUCCUUAUGGUAUUUUGCAAACCUCAGCCUGGCUCUUCUUUGCUUCUCAUUGAUGAAGGGCUUUUUUCUACCUUUGCACGACUUCAGCCCUGCCCCUAGUCCUCGCCGUGCACUUCACCCCAGCUGCCGUUUGCCAUUCUUUUUGUAGGUCACUUGAUGUCAUUCUACGGUUGUUGGGUGACUUUCAAAUGAGUUGUCGGUCAUCCCAGUCAGUAGAGAGUCGUUUUCGCCCUCUGCCGGUAUGUAGCUUUGUUGUCCCCAAUGUCUACUGCUUGACCUUGUUCUUAUGAACCGCCGUCUUUGAAAUCUUAAGGAUGGAAGCAACCUGACGCUCACUGUAUCCCUCUGCCAGUAAAGCCAGAAUUAAACCCUUCUUUUCCUCACUCAAAACGUUCCUUUUCAACUCUAUUGGCAUGGUCAAUAGUUAUUUUUUGAUUAAUAUUACUUUCCAGGUACUAUUAUCACUGUUUUUGCCAUCCAGCUGGUCCUAUUGCAAGAGGAUAGUGAUGACCACAGCAGUGUUUUUUAUACUUUUCCUCGUUAAAUAAGAUUUGGUUCAGAUGAUCACCUAAUCAGUACCUAAUUCAGUAGAAUGAGUUGUGCCUGUGUUGGAAUUCAACAGACACUGGAAUGGAAUGGCUGUCAUACAUGUAGAGAUGCUGAUUUAUGAAAAAUUUGCAGUGGUCUCUUAAUUUUUUCCAGAGCUGUAUAUAUACAGUUGAAGUCGGAAGUUUACACGCACUUAGGUUGGAGUCAUUUUUACUAGGAUUAAAUGUCAGGAAUUGUGAAAAUGUUUAAAUGUAUGUGGGUAAGGUGCAUGUAAACCUCCGACUUCAUCUGUGUAUAUAUAUAUAUAUAUAUAUAUAUAUAUAUAUACAGUGCAUUAGGAAAGUAUUCAGACCCCUUGACUUUUUCCACAUUUUGUUAUGUUUCAACCUUAUUCUGAAAUUGAUUAGAUAAUUUUUUCCCCCCAUCAAUCUACACACAAUACCCCACAAUGACUAAGCAAAAACAGGUUUAAAAAACAGAAAUACCUUAUUUACUUAAGUAGUCAGACCCUUCGCUAUGAGACUCGAAAUUUAGCUCAGGUGCAUCCUGUUUCCAUUGAUCAUCCUUGUGAUGUUUCUACAACUUGAUUGGAGUCCAGCUAUGGUAAAUUCAUUUGAUUAGACAUGAUUUGAAAGGCACAAACCUGUCUAUAUAAGGUCCCACAGAUUACAUUUCUUGUCAGAGCAAAAACCAAGCCAUGAGGUCGAAGGAAUUGUCCAUAGAUCUCCAAGACAGGAUUGUGUCGAAGCGCAGAUCUGGGGAAGGGUACCAAAAAAUGUCUGCAGCAUUGAAAGUCCCCAAGAACACAGUGGUCUCCAUCAUUCUUAAAUGGAAGAAGUUUGGAACCACCAAGAUUCUUCCUAGAGCUGGCCGCCCGGCCAAACUGAGCAAUUGGGGGAGAAGGGCCUUGGUCAGGGAGACCUUGGUCAUACUGACAGUGCUCCAGAGUUCCUCUGUGGAGAUGGGAGAAACUUCCAGAAGGACAACCAUCUCUGCAGCACUCCACCAAUCAGGCCUUUAUGGUAUAGUGGCCAGACAGAAGCCACUCCUCAGUAAAAGGCACAUGACAGCCCACUUGGUGUUUGCCAAAAGUCACCUAAAGACUCGUAGUCCAUGAGAAACAAGAUUCUCUGGUCUGAUGAAACCAAGAUUUAACUCUUUGGCCUGAAUGCCAACUGUCAUGUCUGGAGGAAACCUGGCACCAUCCCUACGGUGAAGCAUGGUGGUGGCAGCAUCAUGCUGUGGGAAUGUUUUUCAGCGCAGGGACUGGGAUACUACUCAAGAUCGAGGGAAAGAUGAACGGAGCAAUGUACAGGGAGAUCCUUGAUAAAAACCUUCUCCAGAGCGCUCAGGACCUCAGACUGGUGUGAAGGUUCACCUUCCAACAGGACAACGACCCUAAGCACACAGCCAAGACAAUGCAGGAGUGGGUUCGGGACAAGUCUCUGAUCGAACAUCUCUGGAGAGACUUGAAAAUAGCUGUGCAGCGACGCUCCCCAUCCAACCUGACAGAGCUUGAGAGGAUCUGCAGAGAAGAAUGGGAGAAACUCCCCAAAAACAGUUGUGCUAAGCUUGUAGUGUCAUAAUCAAGAUGACCCGAGGCUGUAACCAUUGCCAAAGGUGCUUCAACAAAGUACUGAGUACAGGGUCUGAAUACUUUCCAAAUGCUCUGUAUAUAUAGUUAUGUAAAUGUCAUAUUUCCGUUUUUAAUUUUUUAUAUAUUUGUUAAAAUGUCUAAAAACCUGUUUUUGCUUUGUCAUUAUGGGAUAUUGUUUGUAGAUUGGUGAGGGGGGGAAACUAUUUGAUCCAUUUUAGAAUAAGGCUGUAACGUAACAAAAUUAGGAAAAAGUCUAGGGGUCUGUAAAACCAACAAAUCAAUUCUUAUUUUUGUAUUAAUUUUAAGAACUAUUUCCUUAUAAAUGUUGAGUCAUGCUUAUAAAUAAUGAAAUAUGUGUUUAUUCACGGUUUAGAAAUCGUUGUUUUAUGCUUUUUCAUGAAAGUGAUUGUAAAAUGUUACCUCCCCAUCAAUAAAACAAUAUUUUAGAGGAGCUUUCUCCUACGCGAAACGAGUGACGCAGAAAGUGGGUAAAAUGGAGUAUGCUGCCAAGUUCAUAUCUGCCCGAGCCAAGAGGAAGGCAUCUGCCCUGAGAGAGAUGAACCUGCUGUCUGGGCUGGACCACGAGAGAGUCCUGUAUUUCCAUGAUGCCUUUGAGAAGAAGAACGCAGUCAUCAUUGUCACAGAGAUGUAUCCUUUUCAGAGUUCAUACUCACUGGGGCCUUUUACACAGAUUAAGUAUACCAUUUGGCUUGAAGAGUGGGGAAAUUGGCAGGUAUAAUGGUCAUUAUUUUUAGUAGACACACAUGCACAGACACACUCACAUUCCUGUGUUUGCCUAUUUUUUUCCCUCAUUUAUCUCCUGUCAUAAUUAUGAAGUAUUUCCAGUGUCAUAAAUCUCCUUGAUCAAUGCAUAAAGAUGCGAUGAGGAGCUUCUGGAGAGGUUUACAAAGAAAUCUACAGUGAUGGAGUCGGACGUGAGUUGGUUACUGUGUGCUUGGGGGACACUUCAUUAUGGGAUCAUGAGUAACAGUGACCCCUAUUGUAAGAUCAUUGAACUCUUGUCUGUACCAACCUGGCCCCUAUAAUUAUUAUCUAACAAAGACAACCAAGUAAAUUCACACACUUUUACAGGAAUAAGUGGGACCUUGGGUAACACUUGAUAUGAUCAAACCACCCUGUUUCUCUUAUUGUAUAAGAAUGUGUGUCUUGUCUCCCAUAAUAUCUUUACAAAAUGUAACAUAAUGACAGUAACAUAUCUCUAUACUUGGUAUACCUGCAGAUCCGCUCCUGUAUGAGACAGCUGCUGGAGGGUGUGGACUACCUUCACCAUCAAAAUAUCGUCCAUCUGGAUAUCAAGGUAAACACGUCUUUAGUUAAAAGAGAGUUUUAAGGCCAGGCACAUCAGGCUGAAAUAACAUUUUUGCAUCUAGCUAUUAUUUCUGAGAUUUGUUGGUAUUUUGGUCCAUUAAUGAUAGUUUUUUCUUUAGUUUAUCAUACCACUGUCAUCAACAUUUUAAAAUGGACAUACAUCAAUAAUUUCAAAGCUCACUACAUUGAAUUGUACAAAAUAUUACAAACGGGACUACAUUUAGUAACUUACUUUGAAGAGAUGGUGAUUGGGUCUAAAUAGUCUUUUGGUGUUUGCUAGUCUUAAUUCAGUGUACUUGUCUUUAAUUGCCAUUUCCCCAAAGUCCGACACUUCCCACAAGCCAACUUUUUCUCUGCUUCAGAAGCAUCUGCGUUCACUAAAUUUGGUGUGGUUAUCCUUAGAUAUUCUCCAGACUUGCCUAGAGGGAAUUGUUGAUAUGCUGUCAAUUCUCUAUUUUAGAUAAUAUUUUAUUUGGGAAAAUGUGCCAAAAAUGUAUUUAGUAUUUUACAGAUAGAAAGAUGAAAAAAGUAUUUAUCCUGGAGUGUCUUAAAGAAAUGUAAAAAAUAACAUUUAGGCUGAUCAUCCAGUGGCCAGAAAAAUGUAGUUGCGCUAAAAUGUAAAUGUAUGCCAAUAUGUGCAUAUUUAAUGAGAUAUCACCUAAUUUGCAUAUUUUAAUAACAUAUUUCAGGAAAAAAAAUACAAGUUGAUUGUGAUAUGAUAAAGAAAAAAAAAUAUCCCUAUUAGGGUGUGGGGCCUUAAAGAUAUCUCACAAUAGGUAUUCUGGGUAGUACUGUGUUUUUGUUUAUUGCAGGUGUGCGUUUAGACAAGGAAUAUGUCCCUCUGAAUGCACAAAUUUGGUCAAAAACAAGGUUAUGACUAUGACCACUGGUCGUUAUUCUGAAAUCUGACCUUAUCUUUGGGUUUCCUCCCUAGCCUGAUAACAUACUCAUGGCAGACCCCCAUGGUGAUCAGAUCCGCAUCUGUGAUUUCGGCAACGCCAUGGAGCUCACACCCGACGAGGCUCAAUACUGCAAAUAUGGCACACCAGAAUUUGUUGCUCCAGAAAUUGUCAACCAAACUCCUGUAUCCAAGGCAACUGAUAUCUGGUAAAAAUGCUGGAGGCCAUGCAAGUGUUUAAAACUUGAUUCAUAUCACAAAUGGAUCCUCUCUAAUUCUCUUCUUUCUCUUCCCAGGCCGAUUGGAGUCAUCACAUAUCUGUGGUAGGUACACGUUCAAUGUGUCUUAAAUAUGGUGUCUAUACAACGAUUACAAAACCAAUCAAUGAUUCAUAAGAUGAUUAAUCACAAUUUAAGCAUGGAAUUAUGCACAUGCACACUUUGCAAGCCAGAUAGAUAAAUAAGCACCACAUAAGUACCUGUUCAUUCCUAUUUUAAUUGCUAUUAGAGACCCUAUCAAACAUGCCAUAUUUAUACAUGGCUCUAGAAUCAGUGAACAAUUAGUGAGAGGAAGAGAAGUUAACAGGUGUUUCUGCAUUUCAGCUUGACUGGAGUGUCUCCAUUUGCUGGAGAGAAUGACCGCAGCUCCGUGCUCAACAUCAGGAACUACAAUGUGGCUUUUGAGGAGAGUAUGUUCGCUGACCUGUGCCGUGAAGCUAAGGGAUUCAUCAUCAAACUGCUGGUGGCAGACAGACUGUGAGUAACAACUAUAGAUUUUAACAUGUUCAGGCCAAAACUUGAGAUGUCCAUGUGCUACUCAGAAUGUCAUGUAAAUCAUGCGUUUGAUUUAAUCGUCAAUGUUCCAGACAAUUUUAGUUACGGAUGUCAAGAUAGGAUUUGUCCUUAGGAUUUUUCCUCAGUUCUUAAGCAUUUGUGGGCUUCUUAAGACUGACUAGAAAUCUAAUGUAAAAUGGUAUCAUGUCAUCCCUUUAGGAGGCCUGAUACACAGGAGUGUCUCCGUCAUCCAUGGUUCAAGGUGAGGCAUGUGAACUUUGACAAUGGACUCAUGUGUGACGCAUCACAAACAAGAAUUGCUUUAGGGUUCUGUUCUGACUUGAGAUCCCCCGUCAUAUAUUUUGGUAAAAUAUUGAGCAAUUUCAAAAUUAUGGACUAAUACAUGCUAAUUUAUUCUGUCUUAAUUUUUUCAUAAAGACCCUUACCAAGGGGAAGGCAAUAAGCACAGAGGCCCUCAAGAAGUUUGUGUCUCGUCGAAAGUGGCAGGUAAGGGAUCUGUCAUCAAUCAUAUUUUUAUUUGUAUUAAUUUUUUAUAAAGAAUGUCUUGAAUUGUAUCUAAUUCUGUGUAAUAAAUUGUUUAUGUCCGUCUUUUGUAGCGGUCCCUUAUCAGCUACAAAUCCAAAAUGGUCAUGAGGUCCAUACCUGAGUUGCUGAACGACUCAUCCAGCCACAUCUCCAUCGCUGUUCCCAGACACCUCAAAGAGGGCUCACCCCCACCAUCAUCAUCCUCUGACUCCGACGAAGAUAUUGACGAGCUGCCCUUCAUUCCAAUGCCACUCACCAUGGAGUUCUCCGGAUCAAGAAUGUCUCUGAAUGAGAUCCAGGACGAUCAGGAAGGCACAGGCAAGCCAAAUGGCCCCAUUGACAGACCAGGAUCAACAGUUGCUCAUGGCCAAGAGAAGAUGGUGAGUGAAUCCACGGGGAAAGAGAAAGAGGCUGGAGAAUCUGCAGGUAGAGGCCACACCAGGAAAAGGUCAACGCUAGAAAACGACAAGGGGUCUUCGGACGAGGAGCCCCCCGCAGAGUUGGUGCAAGUAUCAGAGAAGGCAAGAAGGCCCUUGUGCAGAGGCUUGAGCUUGGAGUCGGAUAAGCCAGAGAUAGGAACCAGAAGGGGGCCGCUGCGUAGAGGGGGAUCUGCCGACAGCGCGCUGCUGCUCCACCUUGUACCAGAAGAGGGUGCAGAAGAGGAAACCCUGGAAAGGGGCCGGCGAGUCCUCAAAAAGACAGUAUCGAUGGAGCUGCCUAGGAGGAGCACGAGCCCAGGGCCUCUGAGUCAGGAGGACUAUGCUCUCAAACUGGAGCUGAUGCGGCAGAGGCUACUCCGAGGCGGCUCCGUGGACAAGAAGAUGAGCGGCCUGCGAGGACCCCUGCUGGAGACGCUGGGCAUGGACAAUGGAAAUCAGCGGUCGUCAUCACUGGAACGCUACUCGCGCGCCCCCCGCUUAGGGGUUCCCCCAUUAACCAGGGCGGCUUCCAGCGACGAGCCCAGAGAGGACGUGCCCAAACCCAAAUUGCUUCGCAAGAGCGCCUCAUUCAGUGAAGGAGAUGAUGCAGAGCCAAUUCCUGUGCACAGACGGUCUGGGGAGCCACUGGAGAUCCCGCAGAUAGAGGAGCGAAGGCUCAAGGAGGCCAUAUCCAUGUCUGCUCUCACUGAGCCAUUCAAGAAUGACUCCCGCCCUGUGACUCCCAGGGAACCUUCCCCUAAACUUCCCACACCAAGCCCAGAGCCUGGGGAACAGGAGACAACAACCAAGAUGGAGGACAAGGAAAUUAAGACUGCGGAGUCAGUUGGUAAAAAAAUUGAUGGCGUGACCACAGACAGUAAUGCAGACGAGAGAUCGAGCACAAGUGGUUUCUCAGAGAAGAACACGAGCAUGUCAGAAGAAGCAAUGAUCGAACCGGAGUACGUGGCCCCGAGGGAGCCUAGCCCUCCUGUGAGGGUCCUUACAUUAGAGGAACCAAUGGAGGAAGAGAAAGAAGAGAUUGAGGAAAAAGUGACUGUUCCUGUAGAUGAACCAAAAGCUAGAGAAGUUGAAGAAGUACACAAAGAAGUACAAAAAGAAGUCGAAGAAGUAGAAGAAGAAGUGAAGGCACCAGUGAAAUCUUCUGAAAUGGUCAUUACUACAAGUUCCAUCAGGGUCAUGCCUGCACCAGCAUUUUCAAGGGCACCAGAUAAUGUUGUGACUCCCUUUCCACCUGCGUAUGUGACUCCCUCUCCACCUGCCCUUACUGUUCUCCCAGACGGUAGGACCUCUGCGUACGCUAGCAUAAUGCAGACCAUCAUGGUCCCCUCGCUUCAGCCCCUAGUUAGUCCCCCAUUAGCAGACUCCACCCCUGUAGUUGUUCCAGUCCCUGCACAUGCCCCAUUUCCAGCACCAACAUUAUUACCAACAUCUACACCUGUACCUGACCCAUCAAAGCCAGUAGCUCUGCUAUCUACACCAGGGGAACACCCUGCAGUCUUUUCAAGGGUGGCAUCCCCUGAGCCCAAGGAAACGAGUCCACCCAAGGUUUCCCCGUGCCCCACGCCCCAACAUGAGCUCUCGCCAGGGGGACAAAACCUCCAGGACAUUGCCUCUGAGGAAAUAUUCAAGGCACGCUUCAAAAAGCGUGAGUCUUCCCUCAUUCGAGGCCUGAAGCUUCUCAACUGGUCAAAGCCUGAGGAGAAACCAGUAGCCUGUUUGGACUCUGACGAGUCAGGCGAAGAUGUAUACCGUCCUGGGCCCAUUGGAGCACCACUUGAGUUUUUCCCCAGGAGACUGGAGGAGAAGUCCAAGUCGGUGCAGGAUCUCCGCGAGGCCCAGAAGGACCAAGGUUUUAUGAGAAGACUCUCCAUGCGCCUCAAGAGGACUCCGUCAGCCGAACGCAAGGACGAAAAGCCAAAUGAGGAAGAACCAGUGGCUCCCAGCCGUCGGCUCUCCUGGGCUCUCCCCGGCCGAAGAGGAUCCCAUUCCCAGGAGAGAAAGGAGGUGGAGAUGAUGAGGAUGGACGGGGGAACGGAAGCCGAGGUAGAACAGGAGGUCAAGGAGCCAAAGAAGCCAAACGAGUCGCCAGUCAUGGCCAUGCGCAGGAAGAUUGAGUCGACGGUGUCCGGGAUAUCCAUGAGGAUCCGCAGUGCCUCGGAGGAGAGGAGGGUAGCGGCGGAGGAGAGGGAAGCCAACAGGCCAGAGAGCAAGAAGACACCCCUGUUCUCUAUUCUGCGCAGGUCGACUUCCGAGGGACGUAGCCUAAAGAAUAUGGCUGGACCCAGUGUCCCUCAAAACCAGCUGUUUUCUCAGUCGGGCACCGGAGCCUCCUCAGAGUCCCUGGAGUCCAUGUCCAGCAUCAAGUCGGAGACAGCGUCAAAGGGUACGAGACUUCUACCAACAUAGAAAUAACAUUUAUUUAGAAUUAACAUGUUCCCCCUACACCUGAAAAUGUCAUAUGUUUAAUUUGAGGAUGAUUACUGAGCAGAAUUAGACAAAACGUAACUUUACCAAUUAAAGGGUGCAUUAUCACUGUACAGAGACAAUGUCACUAUUCUGGAGUGGUACAUGUAGUAAGAUUCAUUAACAUUUUGGGGAAACAAUUAUGCAAAUCCCACCCCCUUCCCCAACCAAACCUUUUACUUUUUCUUGUAUCUCAGUAUGUAAGAACAAUCUUAGUAAGCACGCUUCCCUAUGUGUGCUACCAUCCCCUUUUUUCUUUGUUACUAUUUCUGUUUAAGUUUGUUACAUUUGUUCCCUCCGGCAGGGGCAGAGGGCGAACGUAGGUCCCGAUGGGACCGUUGGGGCCUAACCAGAGGCAGCAAGAAAGACAAGACGGUCUCGCAGCCUGAUAUCCCCACGGCUAUUGCCAGAGAAAAUGGCUCCAUGCGCUCUCGCUCAUACUCCAGACUGGCAUCUGGUAAUCCUUAAAGUCCCUCAUUUCUUAAACAGAUAGUUCAUCCAAAUUACCAGACCUAGGUUCAAAUACUAUUUCAAAUAUCUCAAUAACAUUUCAAAAUAACUAUUCAGAUAUAUUUUAUUUAAAAUGAAAAGUAGUUUAAUAUUUACACAAGUAGUAUAAAUACACUUGGAAAGUAUUUGAAAAUACUCAAAUACACUGACUCAAAUACACUUCCAUGCAUUUAACCCAGGUAUUUGAAAAUAUAUAGUAUUUGAAAGAAGUAAUUGAAAAUACUUUCAAAUACAAUUUGGUAGACUAUUUGGUUUAAAUAAAAUAACCAUUCAAACAAAUAAAAGGUUUAGGCUGUGUAUUUGAAAAGUGUUUUAAAACCCAGAUACUCAGCUCGGCAAAUUACAACAUUUCAUAUUGGUUUCCUUACUCUAUAAGCACUCAAUGGACAAGGAGAAACAGCAAUCCAAUAUCAUUUGUCCAGUUUUCUGAGGGUUAUGAGAAUAUUCCAUCAACGUUCCACCAAACAUACACAGAACAUGGUUGCCAUGUUCAUAGAAUACAUUUACAUUUACAUUUUAGUCAUUUAGCAGACGCUCUUAUCCAGAGUGACUUACAGUUAGUGAAUACAUAUCUUUUUAUACUGGCCCCCCGUGGGAAUCGAACCCACAACCCUGGCAUACAAGAGAUUAAUGUUCUAGGCACGUUUCAUGGGACGUUGCAAGAACUGUCAUGUGUCCAGUUUUCUGAUUGUUCUAUAACGUUAAUAUCUUAUGUUCUGAGAACAUGUUCUGAGAACCAUGUUCUGUGUAUGUUUGGUGGGACGUUGAUGGAAUAUUUUCCUAACCCACAGAAAACUGGACGCAUUAAUGUUUUUGCAACUGUCACGCCCUGGCUCUGGGGACUAUGUUAUGUUGAGCCAGGGUGUGUAAGUCUAUGUUUGUAUAUCUAUGUUGGCCUGAGUGACUCCCAAUCAGAGGCAACGAGUGUCAGCUGGUUGUCUCUGAUUGGGAGCCAUAUUUAACUGACGGUCUUUUCACUUUGUGUUUGUGGUUUCUUGUUCCGUGUUUGUUGGUUUAUGUAACCAGGGAUGUCACGUUUCGUUUUUGUUGUUUUGAUCGUGUGAUCAUCUUGAUAAAAUAAAAUGUUCGCAUUCAACGCUGCGCCUUGGUCCUCCUCAUUGGUAGACGAUUGUGACAGAAGAAACCACCAUAACAGGACCAAGCAGCGUGAAGAAGAGAGAGGAUGGACUUGGGAGCAGUGGAGUAGGAGUCUCGACUGGGCCAAGCCAAGAGAAGAGGAGAGAGGUUGGACUUUGGAGCAGUGGGGUGAGAGUCUGGCGAGAACGAUGGAGGCCUGGCCCACGGGGAGGAGAGACCCCCAGAAUUUUUUUAGGGGGGGGGCUCACGACGUCGGGGCAGCAGGAGGCCGCGAUAGAGCGGUCCAGCGGGUUGGCAGAGGAGGCCGCCAGGUUACGGGAGUCACUGGUCACCAGGGGGAAGGAGGUUGUAGAGGCACGGCGAGAGGUACUGGCGUGUGUUGCCAGUCCGGUUCGGCCUGUUCCUGAUCCCCACGUAGGGCCAGUGGUGUGUGUUCCCAGUACGGGCCGGCCUGUUCCUGCCACUCCCACCAAGUCUGUGGUGCGCGUCGCCAGCCCAGUCCGGCCCAUCCAAGCUCCCCGCACCAAGUCGGUGGUGCGCGUCACCAGCCCUGUCCGGCCCGUUCCUGCUCUCCGCACCAAGUCUGUGGUGCGCGUCGCCAGCCCAGUCAGUCCAGCACGGCCCGUGCCUGUUCCCCGCACCAAGCCAGGGGUGCGUAUCAUCAGCCCGGCUCGGCCCGUUCCUCCUCCACGCACCAAGCCAGGGGUGCGCAUCGUCAGCCCGGUCCGGUCCAUUCCUGCUCCACGCACCAAGCCAGGGGUGCGUAUCGUCAGCCCGGUCCGGCCAGUUGCUACUCCACGCACCAAGCCAGGGGUGCGCAUCGUCAGCCCGGUCCGGUCCAUUCCUGCUCCACGCACCAAGCCAGGGGUGCGUAUCGUCAGCCCGGUCCGGCCAGUUGCUACUCCACGCACCAAGCCAGGGGUGCGCAUCGUCAGCCCGGUCCGGUCCAUUUCUGCUCCACGCACCAAGCCAGGGGUGUGUAUCGUCAGCCCGGUCCGGCCAGUUGCUACUCCACGCACCAAGCCAGGGGUGCGCAUCGUCAGCCCGGUCCGGUCCGUUCCUGCUCCACGCACCAAGCCAGGGGUGCGUGUCGUCAGUCCGGCUCUGGCCAGCGGGGCCAGACCGGACCAGGGGUACUUUGGGGGGUUGGAGAGGGAGUGGGGAUCAGGCCCGGAGCCGGAUCCGCCGCCAAGGCGGAGUGCCCACCCGGUCCCUCCCCUGUGGUAUUUAGUUGGCGCGGUCGGAGUCCGCGCCUUUAGGGGGGGGGUACUGUCACGCCCUGGCUCUGGGGACACGGUUAUGUUGAGCCAGGGUGUGUAGAUCUAUGUACUCUAUUUCUAUGUUGGCCUGAGUGACUCCCAAUCAGAGGCAACGAGUGUCAGCUGUUUGCUGGUUGUCUCUGAUUGGGAGCCAUAUUUAAACUGUCGGUUUUUCCUUUGUUUUUGUGGGUUCUUGUUUCAAGUUGGUUGUGUUUGACCGUGAACUGUCACGUUACCGUCUUUGUUGUUUUGAUCGUGUUUCGCUCAAUAAAGAGUAUGUUUGCCUGCAACGCUGCGCCUUGGUCCUCAUCUGUUCCUGACGAUCGUGACACAUUCCUUGCGCAUCAAGGGAACAUUCCUAUAAAAACGUUAGUUAAAUACCUAAUGAGACUCUUAAGGGAAAGUUCUUUAAAGUUGAGAGAAUGUUUGUUGUUAGCUGGGAAGUUACUUUCCUGAUUUGUGCAGUAUUACAUUGGCCCAAGCAAGCAGUAUCAACACUGAACUUGUCCAUUUGUCACUGUAGUUAGCUAGCUAGAUUAACUAGCUGUAGUUAGCUAGCUAGAUAAGCUCACCUGCUUAGUAGUUGCAGCAUUAUCCAGCUACUGUAUUUAGUUAGCUGUUAAGCCCUCCUACGAAUUAAUUUCGGAGGCGUGAAGUAUAGCUGCUACAAUGCCACAUUACCUAAUGUUAUAUCAGUGACCGUUCGCUAAGCAAGCUAGCUAUUGAGGUGCAUUUGUUCAAAAUUGUAGAUACAGUGCAUUAGGAAGGUAUUCAGACAACUUAACGUUUUUCCACAUUUUGUUUAGUUAGUCUUAUUCUAAAAUUGAUUAAAUAAAAUAAAUGUCCUAAUCAAUCUACACACAAUACCCCAUAAUGACAAAGGAAAAACAGGUUUUAAGAAAUGUUUGCAAAUAUAUGAAGAAAAAAAAAACAGAAAUACCUUAUUUACAUAAGUAUUCAGACCCUUUGCUAUGAGACUCGAAAUUGAGCUCAGGUGCAUCCUGUUUCCGUUUAUCAUCCUUGAGAUGUUUCAACGACUUGAUUGGAGUCCACCUGUGGUAAAUUCAAUUGAUUGGACAUGAUUUGGAAAGGCAAACACCUAUCUAUAUAAGAUCCCACAAGAUCUGUAACUCAAUUGGUAGAGCAUGGCGCUUGUAACGCCAGGGUAGUGGGUUCGAUCCCCGGGACCACCCAUACGUAAAAAUGUAUGCACACAUGAUGUAAGUCGCUUUGGAUAAAAGCGUCUGCUAAAUGGCAUAAUAUAUAAUAUAAUUGACAGUGCAUGUCAGAGGAAAUACCAAGCCAUGAGGUCGAAGGAAUUGUCCAUAGAGCUCCGAGACAGGAUUGUGUCGAGGCACAGAUCUGAGGAAGGUCCCCAAGUACACAGUGGCCUCCAUCAUUCUUCAAUGGAAUAAGUUUGGAACCACCAAGACUCUUCCUAGAGCUGGCCGCCUGGCCAAUCUGAGCAAUCGGGGGAGAAGGCACUUGGUCAGGUAGGUGACCAAGAACCCAAUGGUUACUCUGACAGAGCUCCAGAGUUACUCUGUGGAGAUGGGAGAACCUUCCAGAAGGACAACCAUCUCUGCAGCACUCCACAAAUUAGGCAUUUAUGGUAGAGUGGCCAGAAGGAAGCCACUCCUCAGUAAAAGGCACAUGAGUGCUCACUUGGAGUUUGCCAAAAAGCACCUAAAGGACUCUCAGACCAUGAGAAACAAGAUUAUCUUCCAACAGGACAACGACCCUAAACACACAGCCAAGCCAACGCAGGAGUGGCUUCGGGACAAGUCUCUGAAUGUCCUUGAGUGCCCCAGCCAGAGCGCGGACUUGAACCCGAUCGAACAUCUCUGGAGAGACCUGAAAAUAGCUGUGCAGCGACGAUCCCCAUCCAACCUGACAGAGCUUGAGAGGAUCUGCAGAGAACUCCCCAAUUACAGGUGUGCCAAGCUUGUAGUGUCAUACCCAAGAAGACUCGAAGGCUGUAAUCGAUGCCAAAGGUGCUUCAACAAAGUACUGAGUAAAGGGUCUGAAUACUUAUGUAAAUGUGAUAUUUCUGUUUUUUUAUUUUUAAUAGAUUUGCAAAAAUGUCUAAAAACCUGUUUUUGCUUUGUCAUUAUGGGUUAUUGUGUGUAUUUUAUCCAUUUUAGAAUAAGGCUGUAACAUAACAAAAUGUGGAAAAGGUCAAGGUGUCUGAAGCCUUUCCGAUUGCACUGUAGCUUGCUAGUGUGUAAACAUGCUUGUCAGUCUAAACAGCCUGUUUAUACUAACAGCUGUUGAGACUAACUAGCAAACUGUGAAAGACAUAUUUAGUGAAAGGGAUUUUUUUGUAGGCCAUAGAAAUGCCCAUUGUUCUUCAUUCUUAAUCCCAUUCCCUAUUUGUCUAUCCUCCAGACUUCCCUCCUGUGUUCCACAUCAAGUUGAGGGACCACGUCCUGCUGGAGGGAGAUCCCAUCACCCUUAGCUGCCUCCCAGCUGGUAGCCCUCACCCACACAUCUCCUGGAUGAAAGGUAAGAACUUAGUAUACAGUGAGGGAAAAAAGUAUUUGAUCCCCUGCUGAUUUUGAACGUUUGCCCACUGACAAAGAAAUGAUCAGUCUAUAAUUUUAAUGGUAGGUUUAUUUGAACACUGAGAGACAGAAUAACAACAAAAAAAUCAAGAAAAAUGCAUGUCAAAAAUGUUAUAAAUUGAUUUGCAUUUUAAUGAGGGAAAUAAGUAUUUGAACCCCUCUCAAACAGAAAGAUUUCUGGCUCCCAGGUGUCUAUUAUACAGGUAACGAGCUGAGAUUAGGAGCACACUCUUAAAGGAGUGCUCAUAAUCUCAGCUUGUUACCUGUAUAAAAGACACUUGUACACAGACGCAAUCAAUCAAUCAGAUUCCAAACUCUCCACCAAGGCCAAGACCAAAGAGCUGUGCAAGGAUGUCAGGGAAAAGAUUGUAGACCUACACAAGGCUGGAAUGGGCUACAAGACCAUUGCCAAGCAGCUUGGUGAGAAGGUGACAACAGUUGGUGUGAUUAUUCGCAAAUGGAAGAAACACAAAAGCCCUCUCAUUCUCCCUCGGCCUGGGGCUCCAUGCAAGAUCUCACCUCGUGGAGUUGCAUUGAUCAUGAGAACGGUGAGGAAUCAGCCCAGAACUACACAGGAGGAUCUUGUCAAUGAUCUCAAGGCAGCUGGGACCAUAGUCACCAAGAAAUCAAUUGGUAACACACUUCGCCGUGAAGGACUGAAAUCCUGCAGCGCCCGCAAGGUCCCCCUGCUCAAAAAAGCACAUAUACAGGGCCGUCUGAAGUUUGCCAAAGAACAUCUGAAUGAUUCAGAGGAGAACUGGGUGAAAGUGUUGUGGUCAGAUGAGACCAAAAUCGAGUUCUUUGGCAUCAACUCAAUUCGCCGUGUUUGGAGGAGGAGGAAUGCUGCCUAUGACCCCAAGAACACCAUCCCCACCAUCAAACAUGGAGGUGGAAACAUUAUGCUUUGGGGGUGUUUUUCUGCUAAGGGGACAGGACAACUUCACUGCAUCAAAGGGACGAUGGACGGGGCCAUGUACCGUCAAAUCUUGGGUGAGAACCUCCUUCCCUCAGCCAGGGCAUUGAAAAUGGGUCGUGGAUGGGUAUUCCAGCAUGACAAUGACCCAAAACACAAGGCCAAGGCAACAAAGGAGUGGCUCAAGAAGAAGCACAUUAAGGUCCUGGAGUGGCCUAGCCAGUCUCCAGACCUUAAUCCCAUAGAAAAUCUGUGGAGGGAGCCGGAGGUUCGAGUUGCCAAACGUCAGCCUCGAAACCUUAAUGACUUGGAGAAAAUCUGCAAAGAGGAGUGGGACAGAAUCCCUCUUGAGAUGUGUGCAAACCUGGUGGCCAACUACAAGAAACGUCUGACCUCUGUGAUUGCCAACAAGGGUUUUGCCACCAAGUACUAAGUCAUGUUUUGCAGAGGGGUCAAAUACUUAUUUCCCUCAUUAAAAUGCAAAUCAAUUUAUAUCAUUUUUGACACGCAUUUUUCUGGAUUUUUUUGUUGUUAUUCUGUCUCUCACUGUUCAAAUAAACCUACCAUUAAAAUUAUAGACUGAUCAUGUCUUUGUCAGUGGGCAAACGUACAAAAUCAGCAGGGGAUCAAAUACUGUUUUUCCCUCACUGUAAGAGCUGAAUGUAAAAUCCACCCCUAGCCUCCAUUAUAUAGUGCCUUCGGAAAGAAUUCAGACCCCUUGACUUUUUUCACAUGUUGUUAGGCUACAGACUUAUUCUAAAAUAUAUUAAAUUGUUUUUUUUCCUCAAACUGAAAUAUUACAUUUACAUAAGUAUUCAGACCCUUUACUCAAUACUUUGUUGAAGCACCUUUGACAGCUAUUACAGCCUCGAGCACACCUGUAUUUGGGGAGUUUCUCCCAUUCUUUGCUGCAGAUCCUCUCAAACUCUGUCAGAUUGGAUGGGGAUCGUUGCUGCACAGCUAUUUUCAGGUCUCUCCAGAGAUGUUCGAUCAGGUUUAUGUCCGGGGCCCUGGCUGGGCCACUCAAGGACAUUCAGAGACUUGUCCCAAAGCCUCUCCUGCAUUGUCUUGGCUGUGUGCUUAAGGACGUUGUCCUAUUGGAAGGUGAACCUUCGCCCCAGUCUGAGGUCCUGAGCGCUCUGAAGCAGGUUUUCAUCAAGGAUCUCUCUGUACUUUGCUCUGUGAAUAUUUGCCUCGAUCCUGACUAGUCUCCCUGUCCCUGCCGCUGAAAAACAUCCCAACAGCAUGAUUCUGCCACCACCAUGCUUCACCGUAAGGAUAGUACCAGGUUUUUUCCAAACGUGACGCUUGGCAUUCAGGCCAAAGAGUUCAAUCUUGUUAUUUUUCAGACCAGAGAAUUUUGUUUCUCAUGGUCUGAGAGUCUUUAGGUGCCUUUUGGCAAACUCCAAGUGGACUGUCAUAUGCCUUUUACUGAGGAGUGGCUUCCGUCUGGCCACUCUACCAUAAAGCCCUGAUUGGAGGAGUGCUGCAGAGGUGGUUGUCCUUCUGGAAGGUUCUCCCAUCUUCACAGAGAACCUCUAGAGCUCUGUCAGAGUGACCAUCGAGUUCUUGGUCACCUCCCUGACCAAAGCCCUUCUCUCCCAAUUGCUCAGUUUGGCCGGGCGGCCAGCUCUAGGAAGAGUCUUGGUGGUUUCAAACUUCUUCCGUUUAAGAUUGAUGGAGGCCACUGGGUUCUUGGGGACGUUCAAUGCUGCAGAAAUGUUUUCGUACUCUUCCCCAGAUCUGUGCCUCGACACAAUCCAGUCUUGGAGCUCUACGGACAAUUCCUUCGAGCUCAUGGCUUGGUUUUUGCUCUGACAUGCACUGUCAACUGUGGGAUCAUAUAUAGACAGGUGUGUGCCUUUCCAAAUCAUGUCCAAUCAAUUGAAUUUACCACAGGUGGACUCCAAUCAAGUUGUAGAAACAUCUUAAGGAUGAUCAAUGGAAACAGGAUGCACCUGAGCUCAAUUUCGAGUCUCAUAGCAAAGGGUCUGAAAACGUAUGUAAAUUGCAAAUCAUUUGCAAAAUUGUCUAAAAACCUGAUUUCGCUUAGUCAUUAUGGGGUAUUGUGUGUCGAUUGCUGAGGAUUUUUAUUUACUAUUUUAGAGUAAGGCUGAAAUGUAACAAAAUGUGGAAAAAGUCAAGGGGUCUGAAUACUUUCCGAAGGCACUGUAAAUGCAUCAUAUUGCAUUGUAACUGUUGGCUUUAAAUGUACCUUUUUCUCCCUUCUCAGAUAAGAAGCCUCUGCAGAUUGACGCCAGAAUGAACAUGAUCUCCUGUCCGGAUGGCAGGCAGCUGCUGAUGAUCAUGACAACCACCAAGAAGGAUGCAGGGCUGUACGAGUGUGUGGCUUCCAACCCUCUGGCUUCGGUCUCCAGCUCCUGUACCCUCUCCCUUGCUCGUAAGAGUCACACACCUCAGAGAGGGAAAGCGAGAGAGAGAGAGAGAGAGAGAGACAUUUUGUCCUUCUUUAAUGAUACAUCCUCAUUUCAUUAAAACCUCACCACCCCCCCUUAAAAAACAAAUAUCCCCUGUACUGCUUACUCACCUUGCCCUCUACCCCACGAUACAAACCAACACCACACAUCACAAUAACCAAAACCUCACCACUUCUACAAUCGUAUAUCCAACCCAUCUUCCCCAGCUGUAUAGACAGCCCCCCCCCCCCCCCCCCGACACACCAUAUCUCCUGAAACAUCUCCACACUUUUUGUCAUUUUAUAGAACUCAAAUUCCACCUUAAGGCGCUCAGAGACCAUCCCAUUAAAUAAUAGUAAAGGGUCUGUUAUUCCCCCACCUUUUACCCUGUUCCUCCUUGUUAGCCAAAUAUCCAACUUUGCCUGAGCAAACUGAAAAUUCAACAACACACAUUUGGUCUUUUCCUUGUUUGAAUACCUGUACCCCAUUAUAAACAUCCCGACAGUAAACUCCACACCCAACCUCUCACACAGACAUUCCAACAGAGACAUUUAUGGCAUUAACCUGGCGCACACAGAAAAUACACGAAUCACAGUUUCACUCAUGACACAGAAAGGACACCCCUGUCCGACUCCCGAGUCGCACACAGAAAAUACACAAAUCACAGUUUCACUCAUGACACAGAAAGGACACCCCUGUCCGACUCCCGAGUCGACCCGUGCCAACCAGCUGUUAAUGGCCAGGGCUCCAUGUAGAACCCUCCACUGGAGGUCCCCUGACCUCUUUGGUACUGGGAGUUUGUAGAGCCCCCUCCAUCUAAAACCCACCAUACUCUCCGCCCUACAUAGCCUCUGCCAUUGAUGUGCCUUCACUAUUGUUAGGCUCUUAAUGUUCCUUACCUUAAUGCAGAGGUUGUAGAGGGAUUUACCUCCCACCCCCUCAAACUCCCCCAUGCUCGGCAUGUUCAAAUGUAACAAGUCCUCCAGACCCCCUUGCCAGUCCCCAGUCUCUGCUGUCCCCUGCAGUGGCAGAAACAUUGGUGGCCCCUCUCCCUUUGGCCGCUCAAACACCCCCCUUAUCGGCUCAGACAGUGCCUCCUGGGCUUCCCCCAGGAAUCUCUCCAGCAGCCUAAGAGAUGUCAGUCCUGUUUGUUGUGACAGGACUUCCGGGUUUUUCCACCCCUCCUCUCCCAGCAGUCGCAGGUCACCCAGCCUUAGUAAACCCGCUGCCAUCAGUCGCCUCUGCAGGGUGGCCGACUGAACCGAUCUCAAAAUGAUGGCUGGGUUGUGGAAGAUAGGCUCCUCCCACACCCACAGCCCAGGCUCCACACCCCUGCUCGUGUGGGCCUGGUAGCAGCUAAAAAUCAGAGAGACCUGCUGUACUCAGCCUCUCCAACCUCAUGAGGAACAGCUGCCGGUCCAACCCUGACCCGCCAGCUCUCCUCAGCAGCGCGCAUGCUGGUUCCCUCCAGCCGACAUCAUUAUGGUACAGCAGUCUCUGUGCCGCCUUUACUCGGAAUGCAGCCACCCUGCUCUCCAGUUCCACAAGGCCCUAUCCUCCUUCGUGUAUGGACAUAUACAACACUGCCGCCCUCAGCCAGUGAUGGCCCGACCAGAAAAAAUCCACAAGCUUGCAUUGCAGGUCUGCGAGCAGACCGGCGAGGGAGUUGAGGACAGCCAGUUUAUGCCACAGGGAAGAUGCCGCCAGGUUGUUGAUUAUCAACACCCUCCCUCUAUAUGACACUUGGGACAGGAGCCACAUCCACCUGGCCAGUCUUGACACCAAUGCCUGUGACAGCCCCUGCCAGUUCUUCCUGGUGAAGCUCCCUCAUACAUCUUCAGACUAGUCUCUAGUGCCUGCAUAUCCUGCCCAUCCCUGACCAUCACAGAAACAUAAUCUGCAUAUGCAGAAACUGCUAUGCCUAUCAACACACCCAUGCCUGUCCAGCACACUCCCUGCAGUCUCCUGCAUAGCAGGCCCAAAAAAGGCUCAAUGGCUAGUGUAUGAAACUGCCCCGAUAGAGGGCAUCCUUGUCUAAUGCCCUGUCUCACCCAGACUGGCCUACUGAGCCCCCCUCACACCUUGACCAUCCUUGGUGCCUUUGACCACACCAGCCUCUCCCCUCCCACCUCCCACCUCCUUUCUUCUUCCCCUUUUUCCUCUUCCGCUUGACACCCUCCUCCACCCCCCCUAGUUGCUUACCCUUCCCCGCUAUACUCUCCUCAUCCACUAGCAUAACCUGACUAGGCCCAGCCUCAUCUACACCACCAUCCAUGACAUGACUAGACCCAGUCUCAGUUACACCACCAUCUAUAGCCUGACUAGACCCAGCCUCAUCUACACCACCAUCUCUAGCAUGACUAGGCCCAGCCUCAUCUACACCACCAUCCAUAGCAUGACUAGAUCCAGCCUCAGCUACACCACCAUCUAUAGCAUUACAAGACCCAGCCCCUCCCCAUUCCUCACUUUAAAAUGCACAUUUAACUGUUGCUCAUUGUUAUUCAGAAACAUGAACGCUUGCUUCCGGAAUGAAACAACACGCUUAACAGCAUCUGCCUGAAAAUCUGCCGACAUUACAUGAAAACUGCUAGCAAUCUUACCAAAACGACUCAGCUCUUUCCGGAUUUGAUCAUCCGUAAUAAACAGAGGCAGAUUUGCAACUACCACCCUUGUCAAAGGAGUCGAAAGAAGACAAAUCACAUCCCUUACAAAUAUUCCACUAGCAAUGAGCCUACCCUCCAAAAUGUGCUCUUUUCAUGAACACAACCACAGCUUUGUUCAUUCUGGAUGCGGAAUGUAUAAAUUCAGCUCCUACCUGUUCGCCGACCGCGAGCAGAACCUCCUCCACCUUAACUCCAUUCUCAGGAACACACCUGAAUCCAUGCCGUAACGACAGCGUCUCCUCCGCGCUAGGCUGUGAAGCCAUCACGCACACCACAUCGUUCAAACCUCAGGAAACUAAAACUCUGUGCUCUUCCUCCCUAUCUUUGAAAAGAAAAAAACAGUGGGUACCGCUAAACUAACAGUGUGUUAACCCUCCACCAUAGAAAAUAAAAAUCAAGAAAUUAAGUAAGGACAGAGCCCUCCACACGACCUCUCAACUACUCUCAAUUUCAGGGUUAUUUGUUGGUUUUCUAUAUUAGUGUUUCCCUCUCUAUUAUUUAGGUGUGGAUAGACCCCUUGGCCAGCUCAGUUGUUCCAACUAACCUAUUCUAGCGCAAAUUCCUUUUGAAUUCUGUCACUUCACAAAAUGAUACCAAAUGAAUUCCCAUCAACUUGAUAUUCAUCUAUCUUUAGACAAACUCUCUCACAACUGAAAAUCUUCUUUAUUUAGGCCUAAUAAUUUGAAACACAUUUAUUGGUAUUGAUUGAAAAGGACUGAGUUGAAGUCGGAAGUUUACAUACACUUAGGUUGGAGUCAUUAUAACAUGUUAUUCAACCACUCCACAAAUGUCUUGUUAACAAGCUAUAGUUUUGGCAAGUCGGUUAGGACAUCUACUUUGUGCAUGACACAAGUAAUUUUUCCAACAACAGACAGAUUAUUUCACUUAUAAUUCACUGUAUCACAAUGCCAGUGGGUCAGAAGUUUGGAAAAUUCCAGAAAAUGAUGUCAUGGCUUUAGAAGCUUCUGAUAGGCUAAUUGACAUCAUUUGAGUCAACUGGAGGUGUACAUGUGGAUGUAUUUCAAGGCCUACCUUCAAACUCAGUGCCUCUUUGCUUGACAUCAUGGGAAAAUUAAAAUAAAUCAGCCAAGACCUCAAAAAAAACAUUGUAGACCUCCACAAGUCUGGUUCAUCCUUGGGAGCAAUUUCCAAACGCCUGAAGGUACCAUGUUCAUCUGUACAAACAAUAGUAUGCAAGUAUAAACACCAUGGGACCACGCAGCUGUCAUACCGCUCAGGAAGGAGACGUGUUCUGUCUCCUAGAGAUUAACGUACUUUGGUGCGAAAAGUGCAAAUCAAUCCCAGAACAACAGCAAAGGACCUUGUGAAAUUGCUGGAGGAAACAGGUACAAAAGUAUCUAUAUCCACAGGAAAACGAGUCCUAUAUCGACAUAACCUGAAAGGCCGCUCAGCAAGGAAGAAGCCACUGCUCCAAAACCGCCAUAUAAAUGCAGGACUACGGUUUGCAGCUGCACAUGGGGACAAAGAUUGUACUUUUUGGAGAAAUGUCCUCUGGUCUGAUGAAACAAAAAUAGAACUGUUUGGCCAUAAUGACCAUCGUUAUGUUUGGAGGAAAAAGGGGAACGCUUGCAAGCCGAAGAACACCAUCCCAACCGUGAAGCACGGGGGUGGCAGCAUCAUGCUGUGGGGUUGCUUUGCUGCAGGAGGGACUGGUGCACUUCACAAAAUAGAUGGCAUCAUGAGGAAGGAAAAUUAUGUGGAAAUAUUGAAGCAACAUCUCAAGACAUCAGUCAGGAAGUUAAAGCUUGGUCACAAAUGGGUCUUCCAAAUGGACAAUGACCCCAAACAUACUUCCAAAGUUGUGGCAAAAUGGCUUAAGGACAACAAAGUCAAGGUAUUGGAGUGGCCAUCACAAAACUCUGACCUCAAUCCUAUAGAACAUUUGUGGGCAGAACUGAAAAAGUGUGUGUGAGCAAGGAGGCCUACAAAAACUGACUCAGUUACACCAGCUCUGUCAGGAGAAAUGGGCCAAAAUUCACCCAACUUAUUGUGGGAAGCUUGUGGAAGGCUACCCGAAACGUUUGACCCAAGUUAAACAACUUAAAGGCAAUGCUACCAAAUACUAAUUGAGUGUAUGUAAACUUCUGACCCACUGGGAAUGUGAUGAAAGAAAUAAAAGCUGAAAUAAAUCAUUCUCUCUGCUAUUAUUCUGACAUUUCACAUUUUUAAAAUAAAUUGGUGAUCCUAACUGACCUAAGACAGGGAAUUUUUACUAGGAUUAAAUGUCAGGAAUUGUGAAAAACUGAUUUUAAUUGUAUUUGGCUAAGGUGUAUGUAAACUUCCAAAUUCAGCUGUAUACCUCUCUGCCCUACUAGGGCUACCCAAUCGUCCUGGGACUCCUGAGGUUCCCCAGCGCUAUAAGAACACUGCCCUGGUCCUCUGGAGGCCCUCAGACAAUAUGGCCCCUUGCACCUACUCUCUGGAGAGAAAAGCAGAGGGUGAGUCAUGGUGUCACACACACUCACACAAGAGAUCUGAGAUGGCAGAACGGAGUGCUCGGGUUGGGGUGUAGGGUUUGAGCAUAGCCUGAAGUUAGGGAGGGGCAGUUCCUCUUGCUGUUCCGUAGGUAAGCAACAUGUUAUUGUAGUGGAUGCAAGCUUUUAAUGGAAGCCAGUGGAGUGUGCGGAGGAGUGGGGUGACAUGAGAGACAUUAAAGUUGUAUUAUGCCAAUGAUUCAUUCAAAAUAACUGCCUUCCAUUAACUUAUUCUCUGACAAUUAUUGAAAUGUGUCUUUCUAAAUUAAAUGUAAACAUGAACACGUAAAUGUAUGUCAAUGGUCUUUCUCCCCAAGGUGAGAGUAACUGGCUUAUCGUGGCCACUGGAGUGGCUGACUGUUACUACAAUGUGGUCGACUUGCCAGGAAGGGGCAAUUUCAGGUUUAGAGUGGCGUGUGUGAACAAGGCAGGCCAAGGACCCUACAGUAACCUCUCAGAGUUAGUGUGCCUGGACGCCUCAGGUAUGUACUACAUUCUAGUAUGAAGAUCUAAUGGUAAUACAGUAUGCCACUUCAUACAUCACUAUCAUACAUUUAUUUUCCAUGUGGUUUAAAUGUUUGCACACAUGUAUGAUGUACUUUAGGCACCUGGAGAUUGACAAACUCCUUUUAAAUAUGAAUGUUUCAUAGCAAAGUCAUUUUACGAGAGUGCUCACUUGAUAAACCUGGAUUGUUUUCCUUUAGUGAUACUAAAAACGUGUUGUUCUGAAUCAACAGUGCCAACAAAAUCCAGUGGAUCAGUCGUUGUGAAGACAGUCCCUGCAGCACCAGUUGUCAAAACGUCAACAAUUACCGUCCCCUCCAUGAAGCCUGUGCCUAGUAAAGUUCCGACCCCGACCCCAUCUUUUUCCCCAUCCACACAGACCCCACCCCCCUCUGCUGCUGCUGCUCCCGCUCCUGCUGUACCAGCGGCCAAGUCUACUGCUUCUAUCCCCGCUUUUAAACCUGUUGAUUCCAAACCCUCAGUCCCUCAGACCCUAACCAGCGCCGCCUCCGCCCCCAUUGUUAUUCAUGCGGCCCAGUCCCAUCGGGCCAUCCCUGAGAUCCAAAUCCCAUCUCCAGCUCAGUCCGCUCCCGCCCCGGCCAAAGCCAAGACCACCCUCAACAUCAACGUCACGAAAUCGGCACCGUCUCAACUGGCAACCGUAACCAAGCUCGCUCCUCCUGUCGUUCUCCCCAAACCCCAGAGUCCCGUCAAUAUCGUCUCUCCCAUGACUAAGACCCCACCCCCACCUGUGGCCCCUCCCACCGCCAUUGGCAAACCCAUUUCGUCUUUGCCCAUGUAUGCGCCAAUACCGGCUACCACGGCGCGCGUCAUCCCACCAUCCUCCACCCCCAUCUCCCCCCCGGUGGUGCUGGUUUCCAGCAUGAGUCCUGUAGGGGAUGGUGGGGUUACACCCACACGUAUGACCCCGUCUGGGCGGAUGACCCCCUCCGGCACCCCGUCAGGACGCAAGACGCCCUUGGGGGGACGCCCUGGUGAGAGCUUCCUGCGCCAGGGAGUGCCCCAGAAACCAUACACCUUCAUGGAUGAGAAGGCCAGGUAAGGAUGUAAAAAGUCAUGUCCACAAUGCUCCCACUGCGAUAUGCUCAGGGAUAUUGUAGAGACAGCAUUUCCCUCAAGACUAUCCAUAACUGCGUUAUUACACUGAACAAAAAUAUAAAUGCAACAUGCAACAAUUUCAAAGAUUUUACUGAGUAACAGUUCAUAUAAGGAAAUAAAUAAAUUGAAAUAAAUUCAUUAGGCCGUAAUGUAUGGAUUUCACAUGACUGGGAAUACAGAUAUGCAUCUGUUGGUCACAGAUACACUACAUUACCAAAAGUAUGUGGACACCUGCUUGUUGAACAUCUCAUUCCAAAAUCAUGGGCAUUAAUUUGGAGUUGGUCCCCCCUUUGCUGCUAUAACAGCUUACACUCUUCUGGGAAGGCUUUCCACUAGAUGUUGGAACAUUGCUGCGGGGACUUCCUUCCAUUCAGACACGAGCAUUAGUGAGGUCGGGCACUGAUGUUGGGCGAUUAGGCGUGGCUUGCAGCCGGCGUUCCAAUUCAUCCCAAAGUUGUUAGAUGAGGUUGAGGUCAGGGCUCUGUGCAGGCUAGUCAAGUUCUUCCACACCAAUCUCGACAAACCAUUUCUGUAUGGACCUCGCUUUGUGCACGGGGGCAUUGUUAUACUGAAACAGGAAAGGGCCUUCCCCAAGCUGUUGCCCCAAUGUUGGAAGCACAGAAUUGUCUAGAAUGUCAAUGUAUGCUGUAGCGUUACCAUGAAAAACAGCCCCAGACCAUUAUUCCUCCUCAACCAAACUUUUAAGUUGGCACUAUGCAUUCGGGCAGGUAGCGUUCUCCUUGCAUCCACCAAACCCAGAUUUGUCCGUCGGACUGCAAGAUGGUGAAGCGUGAUUCAUCACGCCAAAGAACGCGUUUCCACAGUUCCAUUUCAUUAAUCUCCCGACGAACAGUUCUUGUGCUGACGUUGCUUCCAGAGGCAGUUUGGAACUCUGUAGUGAGUGUUGCAACCGAGGACAGACAAUAUUUACGCGCUUCAGCAGUAAAGUUGCUGGAUAUUGGCGGAAACUGGAACAUGCUGCUGUACGCGUCGAUCCAGAGCAUCCCAAACAUGUCUGUGCAUUCAAAUUGCCAUUGAUAAAAUGCAAUUGUGUUCGUUGUCCAUUUCUUAUGCAUGCCCAUACUAUAACCCCACCGCCACCAUGCGGCACUCUGUUCACAACGUUUACAGCAGCAAACCGCUCACCCACACGACGCCAUACACGCUGUCUGCCAUCUGCCCGGUACAGUUGAAACUGGGAUUCACCCGUGAAGAGCACACUUCUCCAGCGUGCCAGUGGCAAUCGAAGGUGAGCAUUUGCCGACUGAAGUCAGUUACGACGCCGAACUGCAGUCAGGUCAAGACACUGGUGAGGACGACGAGCAGGAAGACGAGUAUCCCUGAGACCGUUUCUGACAGUUUGUGCAGAAAUGCUACGGUUGUGCAAACCCACAGUUUCAUCAGCUGUCUGGGUGGCUGAUCUCAGACGAUCCCGCAGGUGAAGAAGCCGAAUGUGGAGGUCCUGGGCUGACGUGGUUACACGUGGUCUGUGGUUGUGAGGCCGGUUGGGCGUACUGCCAAAUUCUCUAAAACAACGUUGGAGGCGGCUUAUUAUAGAGAAAUGAACAUUAAAUUCUCUGGCAACAGCUCUGGUGGACAUUCCUGCAGUCAGCAUGCCAAUUGCACGCUCCCUCAAAAUUUUAGACAUCUGUGGCAUUGUCUUACGUGUCAAAACUGCACAUUUUACGGUGGCCUUUUAUUGUCCCCAGCACAACACCUUUUUGCAAAGAAUUUGAAAAUAUUUGUUUUUUGUACGUUUGAAACAUUUCUGGAAUCUUUUAUUUCAGCUCAUAAAACAUGGGACCAACACUUUACAUGUUGCGUUUAUAUUUUUGGUCAGUUAUUAUUAUUAUUAUUAUGAUUACUAUUAUUAUUAUUAUUAUUAUUAUUAUUAUUAUUAUCUAUUUAAUGCAUUUCCCUGGAAAGAACAAUAAUAAAAUAACAAUAAAAAGGCUAUAUACAAGGGGUACCGGUACUGAGUCAAUGUGCGGGGGUACAGGUUAGACGAGGAAAUUUGUACAUGGACAGUGAGGGAAAAAAGUAUUUGAUCCCCUGCUGAUUUUGUACGUUUGCCCACUGACAAAGAAAUUAUCAGUCUAUAAUUUUAAUGGUAGGUUUAUUUGAACAGUGAGAGACAGAAUAACAACAAAAAAAUCCAGAAAAAACACAUUAUUUAUAUAUAAAUUGAUUUACAUUUUAAUGAGGGAAAUAAGUAUUUGACCCCCUCUCAAUCAGAAAGAUUUCUGGCUCCCAGGUGUCUUUUAUACAGGUAACGAGCUGAGAUUAGAAGCACACUCUUAAAGGGAGUGCUCCUAAUCUCAGUUUGUUACCUGUAUAAAAGACAUCUGUCCACAGAAGAAAUCAAUCAAUCUGAUUCCAAACUGUCCACCAUGGUCAAGACCAAAGAGCUCUCCAAGGAUGUCAGGGACAAGAUUGUAGACCUACACAAGGCUGGAAUGGGCUACAAAACCAUCGCCAAGCAGCUUGGUGAGAAGGUGACAACAGUUGGUGCGAUUAUUUGCAAAUGGAAGAAACACAAAAUAACUGUCAAUCUCCCCGGCCUGGGGCUCCAUGCAAGAUCUCACCUCGUGGAGUUGCAAUGAUCAUGAGAACGGUGAGGAAUCAGCCCAGAACUACACGGGAGGAUCUUGUCAAUGAUCUCAAGGCAGCUGGGACCAUAGUCACCAAGAAAACAAUUGGUAACACACUACGCCGUGAAGGACUGAAAUCCUGCAGCGCCCGCAAGGUCCCCCUGCUCAAGAAAGCACAUAUACAGGCCCGUCUGAAGUUUGCCAAUGAACAUCUGAAUGAUUCAGAGGAGAACUGGGUGAAAGUGUUGUGGUCAGAUGAGACCAAAAUUGAGCUCUUUGGCGUCAACUCAACUCACCGUGUUUGGAGGAGGAGGAAUGCUGCCUAUGACCCUAAGAACACCAUCCCCACCGUCAAACAUGGAGGUGGAAACAUUUUGCUUUGGGGGUGUUUUUCUGCUAAGGGGACAGGACAACUUCACCGCAUCAAAGGGACGAUGGACGGCGCCAUGUACUGUCAAAUCUUGGGUGAGAACCUUCUUCCCUCAGCCAGGGCAUUGAAAAUGGGUCGUGGAUGGGUAUUCCAGCAUGACAAUGACCCAAAACACAAGGCCAAGGCAACAAAGGAGUGGCUCAAGAAGAAGCACAUUAAGGUCCUGGAGUGGCCUAGCCAGUGUAGUGUCGAGUUAACGUUGCUAAUUAUGCUGUGAAGACCAAGGAGGACCCGCUGACGCUGUAUUUUCAUCAUAGGGUUUAUUCAUAACAAAGGGUUACAGCGUCGAUUUACAGAUACCUGCAGAUACCCGGAGAAUAUUCUGACCUCUUUUGUCCCAACUGUGGUAUAUACAGUCAUGGCCAAAAUUGUUGGCACCCCUGAAAUUUUUCCAGAAAAUGAAGUAUUUCUCACAGAAAAGUAUUGAAAUUACACAUGUUUUGCUAUGCACAUGUUUAUUUCCUUUGUGUGUAUUGGAAUAACACAAAAAAAACAGGAAAAAAGCAAAUUUGACAUAAUUUCACACAAACUCAAAAAAAUGGGCCGGAACAAAAUGAUUGGCCACCCUUAACUUAAUAUUUAGUUGCACACCCUUUGGAAAAAAUAACUGAAAUCAGUCGCUUCCUAUAACCAUCAAUAAGCUUCUUACACCUCUCACCCGGAAUUUUGGACCACUCUUCUUUUGCAAACUGCUCCAGGUCUCUCAUAUUGGAUGGGUGCCUUUUCCCAACAGCAAUUUGAAGAUCUCUCCACAGGUGUUCAAUGGGAUUAAGAUCUGGACUCAUUGCUGGCCACUUCAGAACUCUCCAGCGCUUUGUUGCCAUCCAUUUCUGGGUGCUUUUUGAAGUAUGUUUGGGGUCAUUGUCCUGCUGGAAGACCCAUGAUCUCGGACGCAAACCCAGCUUUCUGACACUGGGCCCUACAUUGCGACCCAAAAUCCUUUGGAAAUCCUCAGAUUUCAUGAUGCCUUGCACACAGUCAAGGCACCCAGUGCCAGAGGCAGCAAAACAACCCCAAAACAUCUUUGAACCUCCACCAUAUUUGACUGUAGGUACUGUGUUCUUUUCUUUGAAGGCUUCAUUACAUUUUCGGUAAACAGUAGAACGAUGUGCUUUACCAAAAAGCUCUAUCUUGGUCUCAUCUGUCCAUAAGACGUUCUCCCAGAAGGAAUUUGGCUUACUCAUGUACAUUUUGGCAAACUGUAGUCUUGCUUUUUUAUGUCUCUGUGUCAGCAGUGGGGUCCUCCUGGGUCUCCUGCCAUAGCGUUUCAUUUCAUUCAAAUUUCGACGUAUAGUUCGCGCUGACACUGAUGCACCCUGAGCCUGCAGGACAGCUUGAAUUUCUUUGGAACUUGUUUGGGGCUGCUUAUCCACCAUCCGGACUAUCCUGCGUUGCAACCUUUCAUCAAUUUUUCUCUUCCGUCCACGUCCAGGGAGAUUAGCUACAGUGCCAUGGGUUGCAAACUUCUUGAUCAUGUUGCGCACUGUGGACAAAGGAACAUCUAGAUCUCUGGAGAUGGACUUGUAACCUUGAGAUUGUUGAUAUUUUUCCACAAUUUUGGUUCUCAAGUCCUCAGACAGUUCUCUUUUCCUCUUUCUGUUCUCCAUGCUUAGUGUGGCACACACAGAAACACAAUGCAAAGACUGAGUCAACUUCUCUCCUUUUUAUCUGCUUUCAGGUGUGAUUUUUAGAUUGCCCACACCUGUUACUUGCCCCAGGUGAGUUUAAAGGAGCAUCACAUGCUUGGAACAAACUUAUUUAUCCACAAUUUUGAAAGGGUGCCAAUAACUUUGUCCGGCCCAUUUUUUUAGUUUUGUGUGAAAUUAUGUCAAAUUUGCUUUUUUCCUGUUUUUUUUUGUGUUAUUCCAAUACACACAAAGGAAAUAAACAUGUGCAUAGCAAAACAUGUGUAAUUUCAAUACUUUUCUGUGAGAAAUACUUCAUUUUCUGGAAAAAUUUCAGGGGUGCCAACAAUUUUGGCCAUGACUGUAUGCUAUGUAAUCUGAUAUGGGUGUUCCCCUACAGACCAAUCCCAGUAGUCCACACACCAGACUUCCUCUGUUCUAUGGUGUGUCACCACAAAACUACUCCCUCUAACACUGAAUAAACCUCCUCUCAGGUUCCACUUGAAAACAUUAGCAAAGUCAUAAUUCAUCAUACACUAUACCAGUCUCCAGACCUUAAUUCCAUAGAAAAUCUGUGGAGGGAGCUGAAGGUUCGAGUUGCCAAACGUCAGGCUCGAAACCUUAAUGACUUGGAGAAGAUCUGCAAAGAGGAGUGGAACAAAAUCCCUCCUGAGAUGUGUGCAAACCUGGUGGCCAACUACAAGAAACGUCUGACCUCUGUGAUUGCCAACAAGGGUUUUGCCACCAAGUACUAAGUCAUGUUUUGCAGAGGGGUCAAAUACUUAUUUCCCUCAUUAAAGUGCAAAUCAAUUGAUAACAUUUUUUUAAAGCGUUUUUCUGGAUUAUUUUGUUGUUAUUCUGUCUCUCACUGUUCAAAUAAACCUACCAUUAAAAUUAUAGACUGAUAAUUUCUUUGUCAGUGGGCAAACGUACAAAAUCAGCAGGGGAUCAAAUACUUUUUUCCCCUCACUGUAGGUAGGGGUUCAAUCUCUAAUUCAGUUAGAAUGACUAUUGAGUCAGUUGUAAUGUUGAUACAUUUAGAGAGACAUCAUACAGUCUAUAUUAUAAGCCUCAUUAUACAACAUUUUAAAGGUUUGUACACAGUUAUACUUGCUGGCUUUUUUUGAAGUGUCAACUCAAGGUUGUCUCUUUGUUUGUCUUAAAGGGGCCGCUUUGGCGUGAUCCGAGAGUGUAGAGAGAACGCCACGGGCAACCUGUUCAUGGCUAAGAUCGUGCCCUACGAGGCAGACAGCAAACAGAUGGUGCUGCAGGAGUACGACAUCCUCAAGUCCCUCCACCACGACAAGAUUAUGGCUCUGCACGAAGCCUAUGUCACGCCCCGCUAUCUGGUGCUCAUCUCGGAGUGCUGCAGUGGGAAAGAGCUCCUCUACAGCCUUAUCGACAGGUCACACAGCAUAAAUUCUUACGUGGACCAACUAAUGGAAAUAAUUAGCUUUUUUCUGUUGUAUGAUUUUGUAUGUAAUGAUUACUUUUGCUCAGUGUAGUGUGCCUGGGCCAGGGUUGGGGUCAAUUCCAUUUGAUUUCUUCAUUGAAAAGCAAUUUACCAUCAAGGGCCACUUUGGAAAUGAGUGUUUCAAUUAAUGCUUUAAAGGGCUAUCAUCUGGGGAUGCAAUGCAUAUUUUGUGGUAUUCUUUUUUUACCCAAAUAAAUUAAAUUCAAGUCAGAUCAGAAGAAAUUGAAAUUUCAGUUUACUUUCUCAAUUGAUAGAAUUGAAAUGGAAUUGACCCCAACACUCUCAUCCUUUGUUGUCCCCCUAGAUUCCGCUACUCAGAGGAUGACGUGGUGGGCUACGUCGUUCAGGUCCUGCAGGGUUUGGACUACCUGCACAACCGCUGCAUCCUGCACUUAGACAUCAAGCCGGAGAACAUCAUCAUCACCUACAUGAACGUGGUGAAGAUCAUCGACUUUGGCAGUGCCCAGACUUUUAAUCCACUCUUCCUCAAGCAGUUCAACCCACCUGUUGGAACUCUGGAGUAUAUGUGUAAGUCAUAAGAAUGAUCUAAAUCGGUGUGUCUCAACCCAAUCCUGAGGGUUGAAACAUAGGGGUUGAAAGUUAUUGUUUUAGCCUGGCACUAACAUACCUGAUUCAAUCAAUCAAUCAAUUUUAUUUUAUAUAGCCCUUCUUACAUCAGCUAAUAUCUCGAAGUGCUGUACAGAAACCCAGCCUAAAACCCCAAACAGCUAGUAAUGCAGGUGUAGAAGCACGGUGGCUAGGAAAAACUCCCUAGAAAGGCCAAAACCUAGGAAGAAACCUAGAGAGGAACCAGGCUAUGAGGGGUGGCCAGUCCUCUUCUGGCUGUGCCGGGUGGAGAUUAUAACAGAACCAUGCCAAGAUGUUCAAAAAUGUUCAUAAGUGACAAGCAUGGUCAAAUAAUAAUCAGGAAUAAAUCUCAGUUGGCUUUUCAUAGCCGAUCAUUAAGAGUUGAAAACAGCAGGUCUGGGACAGGUAGGGGUUCCAUAACCGCAGGCAGAACAGUUGAAACUGGAAUAGCAGCAAGGCCAGGCGGACUGGGGACAGCAAGGUGUCAUCAUGUCCGGUAGUCCUGACGUAUGGUCCUAGGGCUCAGGUUCUCAGAGAGAAAGAGAGAACGAGAGAAUUAGAGAGAGCAUACUUAAAUUCACACAGGACACUGGAUAAGACAGGAUAAGUACUCCAGGUAUAACCAACUAACCCCAGCCCCCCGACACAUAAACUACUGCAGCAUAAAUACUGGAGGCUGAGACAGGAGCGGUCCGGAGACACUGUGGCCCCAUCCGAAGAAACCCCCGGACAGGGCCAAACAGGAAGGAUAUAACCCCACCCACUCUGCCAAAGCACAGCCCCCGCACCACUAGAGGGAUAUCCUCAACCACCAACUUACAAUCCUGAGACAAGGCCGAGUAUAGCCCACAGAGGUCUCCACCACAGCACAAACCAAGGGGGGGCGCCAACCCAGACAGGAAGAUCACGUCAGUAACUCAACCCACUCAAGUGACGCACCCCUCCUAGGGAUGGCAUGAAAGAGCACCAGCAAGCCAGUGACUCAGCCCCUGUAACAGGGUUAGAGGCAGAGAACCCCAGUGGAGAGAGGGGAACCGGCCUGGCAGAGACAGCAAGGGCUGUUCGUUGCUCCAGAGCCUUUCCGUUCACCUUCACACUCCUGGGCCAGACUACACUCAAUCAUAUGACCUACUGAAGAGAUAAGUCUUCAGUAAAGACUUAAAGGUUGAGACCGAGUCUGCGUCUCUCACAUGGGUAGGCAGACUGUUCCAUAAAAAUGGAGAUCUAUAGGAGAAAGCCCUGCCUCCCGCUGUUUGCUUAGAAAUUCUAGGGACAAUUAAGAGGCCUGCGUCUUGUGACCUUAGCGUACGUAUUGGUAUGUACGGCAGGACCAACUCGGAAAGAUAGGUAGGAGCAAGCCCAUGUAACGCUUUAUAGGUUAACAGUAAAACCUUGAAAUCAGCCCUUGCCUUAACAGGAAGCCAGUGUAGGGAAGCUAGCACUGGAGUAAUAUGAUCAAAUUUCUUGGUUCUAGUCAGGAUUCUAGCAGCCGUAUUUAGCACUAACUGAAGUUUAUUUAGUGCUUUAUCCGGGUAGCCGGAAAGUAGAGCAUUGCAGUAGUCUAACCUAGAAGUAACAAAUGCAUGGAUUAAUUUUUCUGCAUCAUUUUUGGACAGAAAAUUUCUGAUUUUUGCAAUGUUACGUAGAUGGAAAAAAGCUGUCCUUGAAACAGUCUUGAUAUGUUCGUCAAAAGAGAGAUCAGGGUCAAGAGUAACGCCGAGGUCCUUCACAGUUUUAUUUGAGACGACUUUACAACCAUCAAGAUGGAUUGUCAGAUUUAACAGAAGAUCUCUUUGUUUCUUGGGACCUAGAACAAGCAUCUCUGUUUUGUCCGAGUUUAAAAGUAGAAAGUUUUCAGCCAUCCACUUCCUUAUGUCUGAAAUACAGGCUUCUAGCGAGGGCAAUUUUGGGGCUUCACCAUGUUUCAUUGAAAUGUACAGCUGUGUGUCAUCCGCAUAGCAGUGAAAGUUAACAUUAUGUUUUCGAAUAACAUCCCCAAGAGGUAAAAUAUAUAGUGAAAACAAUAGUGGUCCUAAAACGGAACCUUGAGGAACACCGAAAUGUACAGUUGAUUUGUCGGAGGACAGACCAUUCACAGAGACAAACUGAUAUCUUUCCGACAGGUAAGAUCUAAACCAGGCCAGAACUUGUCCGUGUAGACCAAUUUGGGUUUCCAGUCUCUCCAAAAGAAUGUGGUGAUCGAUGGUGUCAAAGGCAGCAUUAAGGUCUAGUAGCACGAGGACAGAUGCAGAGCCUCGGUCUGAUGCCAUUAAAAGGUCAUUUACCACCUUCACAAGUGCAGUCUCAGUGCUAUGAUGGGGUCUAAAACCAGACUGAAGCAUUUCGUAUACAUUGUUUGUCUUCAGAAAGGCAGUGAGUUGCUGCGCAACAGCUUUUUCAAAAAUUUUUGAGAGGAAUGGAAGAUUCGAUAUAGGCCGAUAGUUUUUUAUAUUUUCCGGGUCAAGGUUUGGCUUUUUCAAGAGAGGCUUUAUCACUGCCACUUUUAGUGAGUUUGGUACACAUCCGGUGGAUAGAGAGCUGUUUAUUAUGUUCAACAUAGGAGGGCCAAGCACAGGAAGCAGCUCCUUCAGCAGUUUAGUAGGAAUAGGAUCAGGUAUGCAGCUUGAAGGUUUAGAGGCCAUGAUUAUUUUCAUCAUUGUGUCAAGAGAUAUAGUACUAAAACACUUAAGUGUCUCUCCCGAUCCCAGGCCCUCGCAGAGCUGUGCAGAUCCAGGACAGCUAAGCCCUGGAGGAAUACGCAGAUUCAAAGAGGAGUCCGUAAUUUGCUUUCUAAUGGUCAUGAUCUUUUCCUCAAAGAAGUUCAUGAAUUUAUUACUGCUGAAGUGAAAGCCAUCCUCUCUUGGGGAAUGCUGCUUUUUAGUUAGCUUUGCAACAGUAUCAAAAAGAAAUUUUGGAUUGUUCUUAUUUUCCUCGAUUAAGUUGGAAAAGUAGGAUGAUCGAGCAGCAGUGAGGGCUCUUCGGUACUGCACGGUACUGUCUUUCCAAGCUAGUCGGAAGACUUCCAGUUUGGUGUGGCGCCAUUUCCGUUCCAAUUACCUGGAAGCUUGCUUCAAAGCUCGGGUAUUUUCUGUAUACCAGGGAGCUAGUUUCUUAUGACAAAUGUUUUUCGUUUUUAGGGGUGCAACUGCAUCUAGGGUAUUGCGCAAGGUUAAAUUGAGUUCCUCAGUUAAGUGGUUAACUGAUUUUUGUCCUCUGACGUCCUUGGGUAGGCAGAAGGAGUCUGGAAGGGCAUCAAGGAAUUUUGUGUUGUCUGAGAAUUUAUAGCACGACUUUUGAUGCUCCUUGGUUGGGGUCUGAGUAGAUUAUUUGUUGCGAUUGCAAACGUAAUAAAAUGGUGGUCCGAUAGUCCAGGAUUUUGUGGAAAAACAUUAAGAUCUACAACAUUUAUUCCAUGGGACAAAACUAGGUCCAGAGUAUGACUGUGGCAGUGAGUAGGUCCAGAGACAUGUUGGACAAAACCCACUGAGUCGAUAAUGGCUCCGAAAGACUUUUGGAGUGGGUCUGUGGACUUCUCCAUGUGAAUAUUAAAACCACCAAAAAUUAGAAUAUGAUCUGCUAUGACUACAAGGUCUGAUAGGAAUUCAGGAAACUCAGAGAGGAACGCUGUAUAUGGCCCAGGAGGCCUGUAAACAGUAGCUAUAAAAAGUGAUUGAGUAGGCUGCAUAGAUUUCAUGACUAGAAGCUCAAAAGAUGAAAACGCCAUUUUUUUUUUUGUAAAUUGAAAUUUGCUAUCGUAAAUGUUAGCAACACCUCCGCCUUUGCGGGAUGCACGGGGAAUAUGGUCACUAGUGUAACCAGGAGGUGAGGCCUCAUUUAACACAGCAAAUUCAUCAGGCUUAAGCCAUGUUUCAGUCAGGCCAAUCACAUCAAGAUUAUGAUCAGUGAUUAGUUCAUUGACUAUGACUGCCUUUGAAGUGAGGGAUCUAACAUUAAGUAACCCUAUUUUGAGAUGUGAGGUAUCACGAUCUCUUUCAAUAAUGGCAGGAAUGGAGGAGGUCUUUAUCCUAAUAAGAUUGCUAGGGUGAACACCGCCAUGUUUAGUUUUGCCCAACCUAGGUCGAGGCACAGACACAGUCUCAAUGGGUAUGGCUGAGCUGACUACACUGACUGUGCUAUUGGCAGACUCCACUAAGCUGGCAGGUUGGCUAACAGCCUGCUGCCUGGCCUGCACCCUAUUUCACUGUGGGGCUAGAGGAGUUAGAGCCCUAUCUAUGUUGGUAGAUAAGAGGAGAGCACCCCUCCAGCUAGGAUGGAGUCCGUCACUCCUCAGCAGGUCAGGCUUGAUCCUGUUUGUGGGUGAGUCCCAGAAAGAGGGCCAAUUAUCCACAAAUUCUAUCUUUUGGGAGGGGCAGAAAACAGUUUUCAACCAGCGAUUGAGUGCUGAGACUCUGCUGUAGAGCUCGUCACUUCCCCUAACUGGGAGGGGGCCAGAGACAAUUACUCGAUGCCGACACAUCUUUCUAGCUGAUUUACACGCUGAAGCUAUGUUGCACUUGGUGACCUCUGACUGUUUCAUCCUAACAUCGUUGGUGCCGACGUGGAUAACAAUAUCUCUAUACUCUCUACACUCGCCAGUUUUAGCUUUAGCCAGCACCAUCUUUAGAUUAGCCUUAACGUCGGUAGCCCUGCCCCCUGGUAAACAGUGUAUGAUCGCUGGGUGAUUCGUUUUAAGUCUAAUACUGCGGGUAAUGGAGUCGCCAAUGACUAGGGUUUUCAAUUUGUCAGAGCUAAUGGUGGGAGCCUUCGGCGUCUCAGACCCCGUAACGGGAGGAGUAGAGACAAGAGAAGACUCAGACUCAGACUCCGACUCGCUACAUAAUGGGGAAAACCGGUUGAAAGUUUAUCAAUUUAUCAAUCAAACAUGUAUAAUAGGAAAUCCUUGUGUAUAAUAAUAUUUAUUAAAAUGACAUUUUUUAACAGGGAAUUUCAAUUUCAAGCAAAAUGUGUUCUGUGCAGCAAAUGCUCUGUAGCCAACCGCUCUGUCUCUGUGACACAAUGUGGACACAGACGGUAAGGGAUGGCUUAUAAUACCAUGUACAGAUGCAGCGGUGAACAGAUUAAUCAUAUGUUAAUACCAGGUACAGUAUGUGAACACACCCUAGUUGCGCCCCUUUAUGUGUCCUGAAUGCCUGAACGUUCUCAAACUAACCUUUGCCUAACCUGUUCUCUUUUUCCUAACCUUUCCUUAAAGCUCCUGAGAUGUUGAAAGGGGAUGUGGUGGGCCCUCCGGCUGAUAUUUGGAGUGUGGGUGUGUUGACCUUCAUCAUGUGAGUAUGGCCAAGGCUUUGGGCCAAUGCAAUUUGAACUCAUUUGAAACUCAAGCCAAUUCCCAGUUCAUUCAAGUACCAUUCAUAAGUAGCGAUUUGUCUCUAUACAGUUCUGUAAGGUUUUUUUAAAGUAAUGAAUCCAUUUUCACUUAAUUUCCUGAGCUGAAGUGGAACUGACAAGAACAGUGCAGCUAUCUACACAAUGUAACAGAUGGACACCUGCUUUACAUUAAUACAAACUUUAAAGUGCAUUGAAAUGUCUCAACACACAAAUUGUUACACAUUCAUCUUUGACUGUGUUAAUUUGUUCAUUUCAAAUGCUCUGUCCCUUAUGUUUAUUUGAAACCCAUUUGAAACGUUUUCAGGCUAAGUGGCAGGUUGCCCUUCAUGGAGAAUGAUCCACAGGAGGCUGAAGCCAGAAUCCUGGCAGCAAAGUUUGACGUGGUCAAACUCUACCAGAAUGUGUCUCAAAGUGCCUCUCUGUUUUUGAAGAAGAUCCUGUGUAGCUUCCCUUGGUAAGUGCAGUUGAUAAUUGAUACCAAUUAAGUGCCCUUUCUUUAGAUGAAUUGGUCCAUUAAUUAUAUUAUUUAGUGUCCGCACUGACAUCAGCAGUUAGUCCUUAUUUUCUUUGUCAUAGCAAUAAAGUAGGAGCACAACUCAAUUAAAUCAACGCAAUGGCCUCUGGCUCACUCCACAACAUUACAUACAUUGGAUGUUGUUAACUUGACCUGUACACAUAUUUUGCUGCGGUUGAUAAUGCAGGAUUGAGGAAUUGACGUCUUCACACUUACACCCGAUCAAAUCAAAUCAAAUUGUAUUUGUCACAUGCACCGAAUACAACAGGUGUAGACCUUACAAUGAAAUGCUUACUUACAAGCCUUUAACCAACAAUGCGGUAAAAAAAAAAAAAAAAGUGUUAUGUAAAAAGAAGUAAAGUAAAAAUGUUUAAAUAAUAAUAAUUAAAGAGCAGCAGUAAAAUAACAGUAGCGAGGCUAUAUACAGGGGGUAUCGGUACAGAGUCAAUGUGCGGGGGCACAAUUUAGUUGAGGUAAUUGAGGUAAUAUGUACAGAGUUAAAGUUACUAUGCAUAGAUAAUACACAGAGAGUAGCAGCAGCGUAAAAGAGGGGGUGGGACAAUGCAAAUACUCUUAUGGCUUGGGGUAGAAGCUGUUAAGAAGCCGUUUGGACCUAGACUUGGCGCUCCGGUACCGCUUGCCAUGCGGUAGCAGAGAGAACAGUCUAUGACUAGGGUGGCUGGAAUCUUUGACAAUUUUGUAGGGCCUUCCUCUGACUCCGCCUGGUAUAGAGGUCCUGGGCUGUACUCACUACCCUCUGUAGUGCCUUGCGUUUGGAGGCCGAGCAGUUGCCAUACCAGUCAGUGAUGCAACCAGUCAGGAUGUUCUAAAUGGUGCAGCUGUAGAGCUUUUUUAGGAUCUGAGGACCCAUACAAAAUCUUUUCAGUCUCCUGAGGGGAAAUAGGCUUUGUCAUGCCCUCUUCCUGUUUAAAGGUCUUACUCACAUCGGCUACGGAGAGCGUGAUCACACAGUCAUCCGGAACAGCAGAUGCUCUCAUGCAUGCUUCAGUGUUGCUUGCCUCGAAGCGAGCAUAGAAGUAAUUUAGCUCGUCUGGUAUGCUCGUGUCACUGGGCAGCUCGCAGCUGUGCUUCACUUUGUAGUCUUUAAUAGUUUGCAUGCCCUGCCACAUCCGACGAGCGUCGGAGCCGGUGUAGUACGAUUCAAUCUUAGUCCUGUAUUGACGCUUUGCCUGUUUGAUGGUUCGUCGGAGGGCAUAGCGGAAUUUCUUAAUAGCGUCCGGGUUAGAGUCCCGCUCCUUGAAAACAGCAGCUCUACCCUUUAGCUCAGUGCGGAUGCUGCCUGUAAUCCAUGGCUUCCGUUUGGGGUAUGUACAUACGGUCACUGUGGGGACGACGUCAUCGAUGCACUUAUUGAUGAAGCCAGUGACUGAUGUGGUGUACUCCUCAAUGCCAUCAGAAGAAUCCCGGAACAUAUUCCAGUCUGUGCAUGCAAAACUGUCCUGUAGCUUAGAAUCAGCGUCAUCUGACCACUUCCGUAUUGAGCGAGUCACUGGACUUCCUGCUUUAGUUUUUGCUUGUAAGCAGGAAUCAGGAGGAUAGAGUUAUGGUCAGAUUUGCCAAAUGGAGGGCGAGGGAGAGCUUUGUACGCUUCUCUGUGUGUGGAGUAAAGGUGGUCUAGAGUAUUUUUUCCUCUGGUUGCACAUUUAAAUGCUGGUAGAUAAAAUAGAUUGGUAAAUAGUGUGGUCUACAGCUUAUCAUGAGAUACUCUACCUCAGGCGAGCAAAACCUCGAAACUUCCUUAGUAUUAGAUUUCGUGCACCAGCUGUUGUUUACAAAUAUACACAGACUGCCACCCCUUCUCUUACCGGAGGCAGCUGUUCUAUCUUGCCGAUGCAGCGUAUAUCCCUCCAGCUGUAUGUUAUCCAUGUCGUCGUUUAGCCACGACUCUGUGAAACAUAAGAUAUUACAGUUUUGUUUUUUUUAUGUGCCGUUGGUGGUAGGAUAUCCGUGAUCUUAGUUUGUCUAUUUUGUUAUUCAAUGAUUGUACGUUGGCUAAUAGGACUGAUGGUAGAGUAAUAUUAUGCACUCGCCAUCGGAUCCUCUGUAGCUCAGCUGGUAGAGCACGGCGCUUGUAACGCCAGGGAAGUGGGUUCGAUCCCCGGGACCACCCAUACACAAAAAUGUAUGCACGCAUGACUGUAAGUCGCUUUGUAUAAAAGCGUCUGCUAAAUGGCAUAUUAUUAUUAUUAUUAUUAUUAUUAUUAUCCUUACAAGACACCCUGACCUACAUCCCCGAUAUCUCCGUCUCUUUCUCAUGCGAAUGACAGGGAUUUGGGCCGGUGUCAGAAGAAAAUCCUUUGCGUCUUAUCUCGUUAAUGAAAAAAUAUUUGUCCAGUACGAGGUGAGUAAUCGCUGUCCUGAUAUCCAGAAGCUCUUUUCGGUCAUAAGAGACGGUGGCAGAAACAUUAUGUACAAAAUAAGUUACAAAUAACACACAAAAAACGCAGACAAUAGCACAAUUGGUUAGGAGUCCGUAAAACGGCAGCCAUCUCCUCCGGCGCAAUUUCCUGCCAAUGGUUGCCAUAGCUUGUAAUGAAUGAAUAAUGUACAAAUAAUUGUGUGUCGUAUCACAUUUAUGUAAUUAUGGGAUAGUUUGUGAUUUUGAGUUAGUGCUCCUUGACCCUGGUUGUAACCUCUGUUUCAGGGCCCGUCCUUCCAUCAAGGACUGCUACAACAACUCAUGGCUCCAGGAUGCCUACCUGAUGCGGCUGCGACGGCAGACCCUCACCUUCACCACCACGCGCCUCAAGGAAUAUCUGGACGAGCAGCAGAGCCUGCGGGCGGGGGUGGCCACAAAGCACAAAGUCCUUCUCCGGUCAUACCAGAGCUCUCCCCGGUCACCCACUAGCCCUAUACCCCCUUUGCCCAUGACACCGGUCACACAGUGA